CCGUGUAUACGCUACGCUGUUCCGACCGAGCGCCCCGGCCGUGUCUAUCUGUCGUCGGUGGCCCCGAGUUUGUGCGCGUUUGUGUGCGUGCGCUACGACGACGACGGCGACGACGGCGACGACGACGACUACGCCCGGUUCCCUCCGGUACGUCGGCCAGUUACGACGCGAUACUGCGCGACUCUCGAGUUACGUCCGCGGACGGUUACGGUGCAGUGUGUACGUCUUCAUCGCGUAUCGGGCCGGCUCGCCGUUUUUCCGACGGGUAAACGCAAUCGCACGGCGUCUUUUACCGCGAUCCAACGGUACGACAGUAUAAAUAAUAUUGCAUCCAAUUAAUCGAUCGUUACAUCCGUCCGGUACGCGUCGCAUUACAACCUACCUACACCGGUCCGGUCGACCCGAGAGUGAUCGCUCCACUCCGACGACGACGCCCGUAACCGGAUCAGCGCGACACAUGCGCCGUUGGUAAUGGGCAAAAAGGGCAAGAAGACUAGAUGGCGGGAGCUGCCCAUCACCCUAGGUAAGUCGGAAGACGGUCCCGUAGGGCCGCGACCGUAACAUCUGGUACCGGCCGCCCCGGGUCCGCGCGAUCUCCUGCGCCUCCCAACCCCCAAAGUGUCUACGCGACGUCUCGUGCGCCUUCGGCCCGCCGGAAACGCGGUUAUCCCGCGCCGUCGUUCCGCGGUUUCGUCUCUGAAUAUAUUAUCGUUGUUAGCGUACAGCACCCCGUGCGGUAUAUUGCGUUUCCCUUGGACGAUGUACACGAAUUUUCUAGAAAAAAAAUUUUUCCAAUGCGUUUGUUUUCCUUCGUAGAGACGCUCGGGUUCCGAAACAACCGGGGCUUCGAGCGACGCGACGCGGGGCAACGGGUACAUGCGAUCCCCGUAGAUGAAUAAUUUCACGCUCCUCGGGACACUGUUGUUGCACGUUUCCGUCGGUUAGACAAAUACGUACGCAACGAAUUACAGAAAAAAAAUAAAAUACAUAAAAACUAUAAUAUAACAGGCAUGGCUCGGUAUACAUUAAUGAAAUUGAACCGGGCAAAUUACUACGGUGCCAUAAGGAACGGUUUUCAAAAUCGGAUACGCUCGCGCGAGUUAUUUUCGCUUUCGUUGAAACACGCAAGCACUUCGCGGCCGCGGUGCGCCGCGAUUUCGAAGAUUGCGUCAAACGAGUUCGUCAAUCUUCGGCGCUUAACGAUUGUCGUCCGUGUCUCGUACAGCGAGAGCCGGUGACUCGGUCCCUCCUGCCCCUCCUCUCAGCGCGACUUUAUCCCCUGCCCCCGGAUUCCGCUACGCGGCCGUCCGUUUUUCGCGUACGCCGGACGUCCGGCCUGCGCACGUUUCCUGUCGCCCGUGUACGUCUCCUCGCGGCCGGUCGCGUGCCGACAAAACGUUUUCCCGUCACCGAUUGUUCCCGCGCGCAAUAGUGAAAAUCGCGUCGAUAACGAUAUCGCGUUUUUCGCCAGCGGCGAGAUUUCGGGGGGGGAGCCCGCAGGUGACGCGCAGUUUCCGGCCAUCGUCGCGCCGCCGGAUCCAUAAAUCCUCGUUAAUGAAGUCGAUUUGGGCGACCAAUACGGGCCGUGUCGCGUGAUGACGCCGCGUUGCUGCGCGGUCGCGGCGCCGCCGUCGUCGAUUCCGAUCCCACGGCAUUAUAAUGUAACACUACGGUUUUAAAAUUACGUAAAAUAACAUACGUCUUCCCCACUCCUAGAAAAAAAAAAUACCCCCGAAAAAACCCCGUACGCAAUAACCGCGAGCCGUUCAUUAAAGGCGACACGGCGGGUCUUGGGACUUGGCGUUUACACGCUCGACAACAGCGGUGCCGAUUUCUCGCCGGAAAUUUACAUUUGCAGGACUGCGCGCGUUCAGAUAGCGAUAAUUUUCACGAUACACCGUGUGUGCGGGAUUUUAUCGAAGUGGUGGCGAGUAUCUGAUACGAUACUCGCCAUAUGUGUUCACACUAUUAGGGCCCGGCCGGUGAAAUAUUUUUUCCCGAAUACACCACGGUCCGGUAACGUCCAAUAUAUUUUUAUCAAACACGCGACAAAGUAGUGUUUAUUAUUAUUAUAUUGAUUUUUUUUUUUAGAAGAACAACGUUUUACCGAAUCCCGAGUCCGUUUUCGUCUGCUGGGGGAAGUUGAAUGUGGUUGUUUCUUCUAAUAUUUCAAUAAGACCGAAGACGAUUUCCCGGCGUAUCGAUCGAGCUAUAUUUAUUUCGUUAAUUAUCGAAGAACGGCCCAGUUCGUGGGUCGAGUCUAUAAUAUACUCGGUGUUGUCGUUUUACCAAAAACUUGCAAACGUCUGUACCGGUGUGAAAGAAACAGAACGCGCGGGUCCGUGAUGAUAACGAUCGUGUGCGCACUGCCGACAAUGGCUGCGUGGCUCAAAGUCCGUAAAAACGGAAUCGAAAAAGUUCGAAUACGGCCGAGUGAAACGCAGUCUCGGGUUCGAUAAAACGAUAUACGUGAACAAAUCGAAUCCAAUAGUGGCCGUCUGAACGUGUCUUUCGGUUAGUUUUCGUAUGGGUUCCAGGAGCGAUUUCGGAGCUGUUCGAACGGGAAAUUUGCCCUUAAAAUUCGAAAACCGCGGGGCUUCUCGUGCGCGCGCAAACCCGGCCGAUAAUAAUACUGCAGCCCAGCACUCGUUCGUUUUCGCGUAAAUAAUAUUAACAACAUUGCGCUUUUCGACGGCCAACAGUAUCCAUUCGAUCCGUCCCGAAUCGUGUCGUACACGCGUCACACACCCAGAUACCGUUAUUAUGUAAAUUUUCGACAGAUCUGUACCGGACCCCGCGACGUAUUCCGUCGUCCUCACGAUUUCGGUAAAAUGCUUUGCGGGUUUACCGGGCUGAACGUAAUAAUAUUUGUUAUUAUAUUUAUACGAAAACGUUUCCCGGUAUUAUAGUUAGUCUCGCAUUUUUCCUCCGCGACUAGACACAGACCGACAAUCGUGCGUAUCCGUUUCGGGAACAAAUAAAACACGGCGCAUCAUUGGUCCCGGGGAAUGAGGACUCGAGUCGAUUUUUGCGAUUUCGUCUCACUCUGUCGGUUUCCCUUUAUUAUUCGGUCUAAACGACGUAAAAUAGUGUGUUUUCACAGUUUAAUUCGCAUACGAAAUUGACGCGUACCCCAUUCUUGCCCGGGACGUCUAUAAACGAAACAGAAAUAAUACGAUUUUCGUAAGAGCUGAUUUUCGCGACUUCCCGUAAGUCCGCCGUGCUUCGAGAGUGAAAAGUUUUCUAAUCCGAGAACAAAAUCGAUUGAAUAUGGUAUCCCAUCACGCGGAGAGUAUAAACUAUCUCCGUCUAAGACUCGCUGCCUCGUAUAUAUUGUAAAGUUAGCCGCCGGGUCGUUGUUUUCGUCACACCCCGUAGCCGUAUAGGGUGUAUUCCGUGUCGACAGUGCUGUAUUAUUAUUGUUCUCUUUCUUUUCGCCGCCCCGUUUCUUUUUUUUCCCUUUCGUUUUCCUGACAAUGUAUAAGUAAUUAUUGCCGUCGUCGUUGUUGUCAUUGUUGCGCAAUAACAAUAUAAUAUUAUACCGCGAUGAUACGGCCGUCGUCGUCCGGAGGGAAGGGGAGGGGAGGGGNGGGGGGGGGGGGGGGGGGGGGUUAGCGGCGGCAACGAAUUGUAUACGGGCGAACGGCGCCACGUGUUCUUUUGAUUUUUCCGCCACCAUUGAACCGCUCGUGCUCAAAAGUUCGUUACCUACCGCGUAGUCGUCGAAAUGCAUACCCGCCGAUAAAAAAAAAAUAAUAAUAAUAUUAUACACAACGUUAAAAUAACGUUAUAAUAAUGAUUAAUGAGAGUCUCCGGGAGCGUUAUAUAUUAUUAGUCCGCCACUUACGCCCCGGCAAAAGUCGUUUUUCGUUCGGCCCCUCCUCGCUCCCUUCCCCCACCCCCGAACAGAUCUUUCUGGGCGGUUCUGCGAGUAAAAUUCCGAGGCGCGAUUGUUCGAUUAGGUUCGGUCGAUAUCGGUUUCAAUUGAAAAUUAAUCGCGACAUUUUUGUACACGUAUUCAAUUUCAAAUUUCCGAACAAAUUUUAAAUUGCCAUAUUGAUGCAUGAUUCGAAACGGGCCGGAACGUUUUGAAAAUCGUGCCGCGUCUAGAAUGUGUCCGGCGAAAGUCCCGGGUCCGUACGAUUAUUAUGUAUUCCCGUUUUCCUACCGUUAUAUAGAGAAGGAAAAUCGAAAAAUGACCUCUCCGACGCACCCGCUGAGCAAAAUUGAAUAUCGGGAAAAUUAUUUACAGACGUAAAAAAAGCACAGUUAAACCUGGUCAUACAUUUCGGGAUACGUUCAGAAUAAAAACAAAUUACAAUAUCAUUAUUUAAUGUAUUGAUCGUGACUAACGAAACAGACGAUUCGAUAUAGACAAGAUGAUAAUUUUUUGUUUUAUUUACCCAUUCCCCCCCCCUCUUUAUAAACUUUUGCAAUAAUUUAUGAUUGUGUCUGUAUUCUACGUACCCAACUUCCCUUCUACAACAGUAGCUCCGUCCACGUGCGAACUAUGUCCGUCCUUUUUUCUUGUUUUCUUCGCCUAGUUAUUUAAAGCCCAAUUAUAGAGUGCAGAAUUCACUUUCCGGGUCUUUCUAAUUUCUAAUAUUGUUGUGAAAUGAUUACUUUUUCGUUUUGAAUCUGUCUAUCUCUAUUUCGGUCCGUGAGCUCAUACAUUUUAGGAUAUCAUCGAUUGUUUUUCUGCGUUUAAAUUUUAUGUAUCAGACGUACAGGCCGAGCAGCCGGCUCGGUGUUUCUUGCAGUGUAUUUUGCAGCACGCACUAACGGCUUUUAGAAUUUUAGUGUUUUUUUUUUUUAUAUAACAAUACUAAUAGACAAUGUUGUGUUGAUACGAGUGCGACUAACCGGUGGUGGUGUGACCGACUUCUGAUCUUGUAUCUUCGUCGCGAAGAACGGGAAUUAUACGAUUUAAGAGACCGUUGCAGUCGUAUUUGUCGUUUAUGUACUUCUAUAACUGGUAAUAUGUAUAGCGAAAACGGAUUUGCGUGAAACGUAAACGAAAAGGCUUUUGAAAAUCGGGUUUAGAGAUAAAACAUCUAGUUAAUAAAUAAUUUAUCGACGACGACGUUUAGAAGACAAACGGUCUUUGGGGGUUUUCAAAAAUAUUCAGUAUUAAACGUGCUAUGGUUAUAUAUAUAUAUAUCUAUAAAAAAAAAAAAUGAAUAACCGUAAUAUAAUAUAACGAGUAUUACUGAAUAUUUAGAAAACUUUAAAACACUAACGGGGUAUGACUUUAAAUCGUUGUCAAAUUGUAUAAUAUUAGGUAGUUUUUUUUCUUCGUCUAAAAUCGAUUUUCUUUUUGGUUUGUUUCACGCGAAUACGUUUUUGCUACGUUGCCCGUUUGGAAGACAGAGCACCAAUACAAUGAAACUUCGAUGGCCUCUUAAGAGAAAAAUACAGCCACAUCCAUUGUUUCGUUCCACUGAAGGAUAAUAUACUAAAAUUCCGUCGUUUAAAACGUAAAUUGUGACGUUCAAGUUUAGAACUUGAACACAAAUAAUACAAAUUUAAAGUACAGAAUAUUUUCGAAGGCUUUUUUCUAAAAUAUGUUCAUAAAAAUUAGUUAUAGCUAUUUAAAGAAAACAAAACAUUAUGUUGGUUUUAAUUAUUUUCUAAGACAAAUAAACAAAAAAAUCUACGUACUGUCCUCUGCAAUAUUCUCUUUGAAUUGUUUUAUUUGUAUUUAAACUGUAAUUUCGACUUAAACAUCAUAAUUUAUGUCCAAAGUCACUGAAUUUUGUAAUGUUGUCCGUUAGUUAGACUGAGACAGUAGAUGCGGGUAUGGAGUCUUGUUAAGAGGAUGUCGUAUCCACGUGUGCUAUUUCCGUUUCAUAAACACAGGGCACAGCAAAUUUGCGGUAAGCAGAACUAAUUUCGUGCUCUUCAUUUUAAUAUUAGAGCGAGUCAAUCAAUAUUUUUUCCGACGUUUAAAUAAGACAUUUUUAAGUUAGAUACGAGUGUGUAAAAUAUCAAAAUGAUUUUUAAAAUGCUUACAUCUAGACUAAAAAUCGAAAUGUUGAGAAAAAAAAACUACGUACAAACACUGUAGAUAAUAAUGUUCUUACCUUUAAGUUUGGUAAGGGUAACGAUAACGAACAGCAUAAAAUUGGUCCUGCCGAUCGCCAAAUUUUCUAUGUUGCACGUUUGUGAGAAGGACCUAGAGUGAUCUGAAGGGUAUCCUUUGAAGGAGAUUCGAAACGGAACGGGGAUUUUCUUGUCUUCCGUUGUUCAACACACAAACAGUAUAGCAAUAUUUAGACCGAAUUGUUGUCUAUUCGGACAAUUAUUUUGGACUAUUUCGUUAAAAAUGUGCUUUUAAAAUGAUUUGGUAACGAUAUUUUCUUUCUUUGUCGAACGCAAUUUAGAACGAUUUUCCUUAAAUUAAUAAGAUUAAUGCAUAACAGUCAAGCGAUAAUGGAAUUCUGUAAACAGAUUUGAAUUCAGCGCGAAUUUUAAGUGAGAUCGACAGCCAACUUUUCCGAAUUUUAGUUCUUAAUUUCCAAAAAUUUGAUUUAAAAAUGUACAUAACAAAAACUAAAUUAAAAUUGAUAACAACGGUUCAUUGUACACUUCGCACUGAAUUCGUAUCUGUUUCAGAACUCGUAUCGGUCCAUUAAAUCUGUCGGUACCAGAAACCGGCAUAAAUCGCUAUGCUGCGUGUGCGUUGUCGUUUCGAAUCUCCUUAACGACGUCACCGAAGAAACCAAUUUACGUCAUAACGCUUAUUUUAUUAACACUACUAACAAAAAAAGGGGCCCGUGCGAAAAUAAGACGGCUGAAAAAUAAACUAAUGGAAACGUAUUUCAAAUCAUGACCAGUUUCCACAACAAUCACAUUGAUUUUAAAAUUAAUUGAACUCUACAUGUUAUCGUAGCGAUAGAAAAAAAUGUUUUAUUCAAUUUGAUUUGCAGUUAUUCUGUCACGUUUCGUUAAGAUUUUUGUUUCAACCACGACGGAGUUGCAAUAUUUUUUCUUGAUAUUCCAGAACUCUACGACUUCCGUCUCGCUGUCGCGUGGAAAAAACACGAGGACAAUUUUCACCGACCGUGAUGUCGCGUUGAAACGCGAUUUUCUCCAAACAUAAUAAUAGCGUCUUGCUUUUGUGCAGCGGACCCCUUAAAGCACUCGUUUUUACGCUUUUUCCUAACAGAUCGUUCGACGGCCGGCGCGGCGCGUGAAGUGUACGAAUCGUGGGCGAACGCUCCUAUAAAAAAAGAAAAAAAAAAAGAAAAGAAAACCCCCCUGUCAUUUAAAAAACGAAUAAAAUGUACGAUUUUGCUCGGUUUUUCGGAGGGGAGGGCGGGAGGGUUUCCUCUAGGGGAAAUAUCCACGAGAAAAAUUCGCGACGGUUUUUUUUAUGUACAGCAGGCGCGUUAUUGUUCAUUGAUACACCGCGGCUGCACCGGCCAGUCCUGUAUCGCGUAUCGAUUCGCAGUCAUCCCGCGGCCCGACAAAGGUCAACCGGGGAAGCCUUUCGGACGCGCGGGACCGCAGCGGGCGUUUUUUUAUUCGCAACGGUUUCGCGGUGGAACGGGGUGGGGUGGGUAGGGGGGAAGGCGCUCGCCGCGUCGUGUCCGGCCGGACAUAAAUACGAUAUGGUUGUUAUUUCGUCGGGGUUCGUCAACUUACAACGCGCGUGUAUCGGGCGACGGCAAAUGUAAUUGCGCAACGGCGCGCAACGCCUCUGUGCAGCGGUACGCGCGUGCGGCGGGACACUCGUACCGUACCGAUGCGCACUGUGUACCGUCGCGAUUGUAUUGUUGAACGGACUAAUUUGACCGCGCCGAGAAAACCCCAACGUUUCGGUUACGGUUAUAUUUUCGCAAAGGCGUAUUGCGGGGGGAGGGGGGGACACGUAUAAUUUGUUGUCGGUCGCGAAAAAGAAAUGCUCUCCAACCGCGCGCCGUUGCCGGGGGAAAAGCGCUCGCGGAUUCGUUUUGUUUACGUAUCUCGGUAAACGACGACGGGCGACAGCGCGUCAUUUUGUCGUGGUGCGCGCGGCGGUGUUCUCCUGGCGGAUUCAUGUUCCAACCGGAGAGCAGUAAAGUCGAAAAAUGACCGACGUACUGCCUUUUGUCGACGGGUAUGUUACUGUGACUUAUCGGAGGACAGUUGUUGGUACGGAUGAUGUGUUAUGGAGUAAUUUGAUUCGCGUAUCCGCGUACGCGACUGUAAACCGCCGCUAAUGAAAAACGAUUAACGGCGGAGUAUUAUUGGGGUAACCCGGAAACCAGCGAAAAAGCCGAUACGACAAACUGACAGUUAUUUUCCCAUCUGUUGAGAAAAAUACAUAGGAAAUUAAACAAAUUACCUGUUAAAAACGUACCGUGGGUAGGCGACUGUGAACGGGAAGUUCGGAAGGUAUUGUAGCUGGGUGUAUUGGGCAAUUCAGUAAACGACCGUCCAUAUUGUAUAUUAUUUUAAACGAAACGAGCGGCGAUUGUUUCCGGUCGUCGGCGGGCGGGUUUUCGUCAUGGCGCACAAUAUUAUAAUUACAAUAUAAAGCGUAUACCCGUAUAAUAAUAAUAAUGUAACGCGGCGCGUAAUAUUAAUAUUGUGACGUAUAGCCGUUUCCGCGGUUGACCCUUUGUCAUUGUUAUUAGACCGUCAAAACCGAACCGGUAACGUAUUUAUUAUUAUUAUUAUUUUUUUUUUUUGAGGGGGAACGGAUGGGGUAAGGAAACCGAUCCCCCCGUCCCAUCCUCGUUUUCUUCUCGGCCGCCGCGUUAACCGGACAAUCGCAUGCCACGGCCGCGUGUUGGUUACGAUCAAACGCGUAUGUUAUACGGUUAUCGGGCUUUUAAAACGGACGUGACACCAUUACCGUCGCGCAACACGUUAUUUUGCUAUUCUGCCCGUACACGACAAUAACGUGCGGCAUCGCGCGAUGCGGUCGUGUUUGCGCGCGGUAAUUGUCGUGGCGCGUUCGCUACGUUUUAUCCGUCGCUCGAUUUACCGUUGUGUCUUGUCGCCGAAACGCGGUCCCGUGGGGGUGGGGGGGGGUGGGCUAUACCCGCGAGAAUUCCGAUACUGUCGCCGUAUCAAGAGUACCGGAGCUGUGCCGUUUGGCAACCCCGGGGGACGUCGGUUUUUAAGCGACACCCCCCCUCCCCCCUUUAAAGGCCUCGCCCGACGGUACGGUCCGGAGAUUAGCCCCCGCGAGUUUCCAUCGAGUACUGAGUAAAUUCACGUUCAAAUUCCGUUUCACCUUCAUCCGCACUAUUAUGAUUCUUCCUUAGUCCCGAUUUUUUUUACCAAGUACACGUACUCGCGCGUUACUAUAGGUUGCAUUUCCGAUUAGGUAUACCGAACGUUAUAUCCGUUGUGUUACUAUACUCCGAGGCAAAACGUUUGAAAACAAAACAGUUAACAAGCGAUAUAAUAUAUCGUGGUGAUGUUUAUUAUUUAUUUUUUUUUCCACCACAAGUAUAGCACUUUUUCUGAAAGGAAAUUUUCCCGAGAUGGUCCUUUAGGGAAGACAUUUUUUGAUUUUCAUAUGGGCUUUCGUGAUAAAAUGGAAAAAAACGUAAAAAAUCGGAAAAUGCACGAAAUUUAUUAUUUUCAAUUCGUAAAUAUUACGGCCUUUCAAAACGUGUAUAGUCGAACUCCGCUCAGGAUCGUUUUUCGUUAACAAUGGUUAAUCGUUGCAUACUGAUAUGCAUUCAAUUUCCCCUCAACCUUCUCAACUUCUCAUCCACAUCAGUGGCCGACCCAUCGUACGUAGUAUGUCCGUUUGUUGUUUUAUGUUCAUAUAGAAAAAAAUAUAACAAUUUUUAUAAUAUAUAUUUAAAAAAAAAAAAAAAAAAAAACAAACGAAACGAGUAUUAAACGGUCGGUCUGCACGAAAUAGGCACUUAGGUAAAAUAAUUAAUGAGCGAAUAAUAAUAACAUUAUGAAAACAAUACAAUAUCGUGUCCGGUGUUGUCGCGCCUCGCGUGCCGUUUAAACGUAUAGGCGGAAAAAGAACAUUAAAAAUGUCCGAAAUAUAUUUAUGUUUUUAAUUUUUAAAUCCGACCGUAAAACGACCGGUGCCCGGCAAACAAAUUAGUACUAGACGAAUAUAUUAGCUAUAUUAGCUUGUUUUUGGAAAACAAAAUCCGACCACGAAAUAUAUCGUAUUGCAGUUUAUCCGAAAACACAAGAAUAUUGAAACUAUUCUAUACCACUCGGUGUCUUAUAUCGGUUAUUAUAACUGCAGAAACCGAAUGUAGACGCGCCCGAAACUACAGGGCCUAAAACACUGCGGGCCGUGAUCUUUUCACGAUUUUCGCAGCUGUACGUUUCGAUCGAUCGGUCCGUGCACAUUAUACUGCAGUCGAUAAAUGCCGCUCGUAUAUUCCGGUCGUUUCCCGGCAGCGGUGGUUACACGAGGAGGAGACGUUAGGUGGACCGCCGGCCCUGCCCACCUCGGUCCUUUUUCUUCCUGGUUAUAAUAAAUAAUCGAACGAGCCGCGGUAAAUUUAACCACGGUAAUGACUGCGAUGAAGUGAAUUUCCGAAAUACCGGGGAAAUGUUACGGGGGCCCUACGACCUGUGAUUUUUUUCGUUUAUCAUUUUCGAACCGUUGACCCAUUUCCCCCUACCCAUCCCCUUUAAAAAGUCGCCAAAAUAAUCGCCACUGUUUCCCGGCCGAGUCUGAUCGCAUUCCGGCCGCGCGCCAGACACGAUUAUUGUCGUUUGUCGUUUACCGUUCGCCGUGCGUGCCGGUGAUGUGCAUUCGCUACGGUCACGGCGUGCUCUACGGGUUUUUUAAGCGCUUAACGAUUCGAUUGGCGAGCCCGCGUUAAUAUGCGCGCACGGAACACUUCAUUAACGAUCUGUAUGAUUACGGCAGCGUGCGUUGAAAAUUAUCGUCAACCUCCUUCCGUUCGGUUUUCGCUCUUGCCGCGCGUCGUUUUUUAAGAGACCCGGUCACACUAUAUACGCGCGCGCGGAAAUCCGCCGUAUUCGGCGCAACGGACAACAUUCGGCAAUCGAAUACGGCAACACGCGCACGCGCCGUGUAAAACAAAUACGGGAAAUUCACAGUCUAAACCGACCGAGACGAGAAGGAAAUUAAGAAAACAAAAAAAAAAAAAAAACCCGCAUUAUUAAUAAUUGUAGACGGCCGUAUUCCGAAGACACUAACUCGUCGGCGUUUUUUUUUUCGAAAUAUUAUAAUUUAUUAAAAGAGUUGUAAAUUAUGGUUUGAAAAAAAAAUGUAUAAGAUUUUUUUUUUGUAAACCAUUCGGAGAUGAACGCUUGAAAUGCUCAUAGGAUUUCGCCGGCGAGGUUGUCUUCGAAACGCUGUCAUUUAUACACACGCUUUUUAUAACGGACGUUUCGUAUUUAAAACCGGUCUCUAAAGGCUUUUUCGUAGGUGCGUUUUACGCGAACACGUUAUAUGUUUCGUAGACCAAGUUGUCAAACUAUACCACCGUGACGGUCCCUUGAUCGAAUUUGGUUCCCUCCCCCCCCCACCCCGGUUUCUUGAUGGUUACAUUAAUUACGUAAAUAUCGACUUAAUGUUAUUCGUUUUGGUUUUGGUCCGUGCGAUCGAAUCUCCGGGCUCAAAGACUGGUCUGUCCGUGUAUACGCGCGCCCGGGCGCAAACACGACUCUUAAAAGCUAGGGCCCUUUUAUGAUUUUAUACGCGGACAAAAAAAAAUUAAAAAAAUGAGAUCGAUUCAUUUUUAAACAAUUCGUGUCGAAUAUUCUGAUUGGAUUGAAAUACAUUAUAGGUGCACAGCCGUACAAAUUCUUACUGAAAAGUGUACGAAUCGCGUCGAAAUUAAUUUGAUUACAGCGGUGUAACAAGAAUAAUAUUAUUAAUAACCGGCGGGUAUUGGGGGGGGUGGGGGAGAAAUUCUAAACUGCUAACUGCGUAUAGCUACGUAGCGUGUCGUUUAUUCGCGCAAGAAAAAAAUUGUAGACGAACGAAAAUACGUGGGUUUUAAUUAACAUUAAUAUUGGUUAGGGAGCGAUUUUUUUUUUUUUUAUUUUGUACGUAAAAGAAAUGAUAUACAUAUAUACGCGUGUCGAUCGGAGCGUUUUUAAAUCUAGUAUAAAUAUUAAAAAAAUUAAUUAAAUUACAUUAGCCGGCGGAAAACAUUUGACAUUCAAACGAAAAAUAAUAUUAAAAUUACAUUUUUUCUUCUGACCGCGUUUUGUUUGUAUAUUUGGUCGUGUUUUCCACUGGCCAUUUUGGUAGGUACCUAUAUAAUACGGCAAUUUUUACUCGGACAUUUUUUUUACGUUAUUGAUUUAGUCAAUAUAGGCAACCCCGUACACGAUUUUCGGUCCUUAAAGCGUAUAGUGUAGUUAUAUAAUAUUAUCGUUUUGAACCGACAUGACAGGCAGAUAAAAAAAUUGAGUACUUACCGAUAAACUUACCGAAAAAAUGUCAGUGUAUACCUAAUACGAUACUUACCAGGAAAUAUGUAUACCCAUACACUCCAAUAUGCGGCCAGUCUAACCAUAAACGGAUAUUGGGGAUGGGACUGGGCAAAUAGCUUUCAAAAAUCAUCCAUAGCCCCCUUAAAUUAUUAAAAAGUAAAUGACUAAUUAUUUUAGCACUUCCAAAAUGAUAUUGACCCUAUAGGUAAUAAUAAUGUACUGUAAUAUAAUUGAUACAAUCAUCAUCUUUCUUUUUCUGCUCAUCGCUAAAAUACCCCAAAGCCCCCUCUCUUAAAUUCAAUCAAAUUUCUACCUAUGAGUCUAAUACAAUACCUACUAGUCCACCUAAUAAUCAUUAAAUUGUAAUGCAAAUGAUGACACUCACAAUUUGCCCGUAGGGAAAUAUAAUUUCACGUCCAUUGUGUUAAUCCAUAAAAUUGUUCAGCAAAAAGUACACUACUCUGAUAUCGGGCAAAAACUCUUCAAUGGUAUUACUAAGUUCGGUAGUUUGCCACUAUAUUCUUCUUUUGACGUAUUUUUCUAGGUUAUUUUGUAGCAUCUCUCGUUUUUAUUCCGUACUUAAUUUGACGUGCCGCCAUAAUGUUUCGACGGUUUGUUAGUGUGUUUGUCCCGUGUGUCGGAAUCUACACAGUUAUUUUCCGAACGGUUUUUCUGUAUAAUACGAUGCACACAAUCGUAAUAAUUGUUUAGUGUGUAUAUUCCGUUGGUCGGAAUGAAUUGUAAAAUUCUGUCGCAUUUCGUUGCAUUAUAGGGGAUUGGUGUUUCUCGAUAUCUUGUUUUUCACAGUAAAAAAAAAAAAAAAAAACAAUACAUUAUUCAAGCAGGUAUCACAGACAAGAAGAGUACCGAAAACCGUUUACCGGUCACGGCUGUUCAACGUGUCUGUAGACCAAUUCGUAGACGAUUCGUAUAGAAAUCUAUCGUUGGAUAAUGAGCGUACGCACCGAAAAUAAAUAGAAUAAUGAUUGUAAACGGGAGGUUUUUUUUUUUUCAAAUUUUAUAGCACCACGAAGGUCCAUAAAACGAUUAUAAAAUACACUACACGUUUUACUCGCGAAUGAUCCGAUGGCGUCCGGAAAUUCUUUACCUUUAAAAGUAAAGACCUUUUUUUCCAAUAUUCACAUCGUAAUCGUUACUAUUUACACGCGGCGUCGUUAUACGAGAUUAUAACAACCGGGAUCUCGUCGGAUAUCGUAAAAGAUUGCGCCGCACACGUCUUUGAAUAGAAUGUUUUAUUAUACAUUUCCGCGCGUCCGGCCGCGUAUCGAAAUCGUAACGAAACGUUCCCCUAGAUAUUCGAACGUUUAUCGUCCGUGUGCCAUCUGCUGUCCACAUUCUAUAAUAAAAAUUAUUAUAAUGUUAUCUUAUUCUGUUUUUUUUUUUUUUAUUAUUAUAAUUUGUUACAAUAAACGACGGGCCGUGAAAUAACGAGCGUGUAUAUUAUAAGGGGCCGCUGAUACCGCGACAUCGCGUUCAAACAGCGUUCAAACGAGCGAUAAAAAAACGAAAAUUGUAUAUUAUUUAUUAUAACACAUAAGUACGAAAUGUAUUCGUUUAAUCGUACCGACAUUAUAAUAAUUAUAACAAUUAUUGAAUCUGCAUGUCCUAUCGUUAAACCAGACAAUUUCAACGGAUCGCACGCGUUUCUAUACAAUCCGGACGUUUAAUAUUAUAAAUUCGGCGCAAUACGUUGCUGGAACCAAUUAUUCGUGUAAUUAUUAUUGUAUAUACGCCCGUGGGACGCGCCCCCGCCCGUCCCUCCCCCUCUCCUUCCUCCUUGAUUCGGAUUUGCGCGCGGUUCUAGAGGUAUUGAUAUUUUUUUUCUCCUCGCGCGGCCCUCUUGACGGUCAGGGGAACGACGUCGGAUGAGAGUGGGGGGGGGCGGCGGCGGAGGGAACCGUUUGGGAGAUCCGAGACGAGGUCGCAGUCGCUGUUUGUGUAUGGACGCGGGUCGGAAUAACGACGCGCGUGGGCAUUUAGAAAAAAAAAAAAAAAGAAAAAGAAAACCCCGGCGGUCGUUUGAAAAAAAUGAAUUUAAUACACAAAAACCGACACGGUACUACCAAAAUACGAUUUGCUACCGCAGUUGACCCGUACUCAUAUUAAGGGUUGAAAUCUAUUUAAUGUUAUUUUCUUGAACAUCUGAAUUUUAUUGAACUCUGAUUUUGAAUAACGGCAUAAAAAAAUUCAAUAAAAAAAACCUUUAAAAACUUGUUACAAAGUUUGUGAUGAUAAUAUUGAAAAUCAGAGUUCAUUGCGGUCUGGUCUUUAAAGUCUUUAAAAGUUUUGAGCUUUUUUACAUUUCAUAGGGAAACUGUUGGUAAUCUAGACAUGUUUUUAAAUAAAUAAGUUAUGCCCGGUGAAUAAUCCGGCAUUUUUUAAGACGAGACAUAGAAAAUCGGAGCAUUUUUACUAACCGAAAAGGUGUUUUCCGAGAAGAAAAAACACACACGUAGUUCAACUAUAUACUUAAUGGCUUGUUCUUAUCGCUACACUCGGAAUAUAAAAUCAAGUGUGUAUGUGGUUAAAUCCCGCCCCAAUCAGAAACUCCUAUCUUAUCUCUCGCAGUGAAAGUCCCAUCGGAUUUUGUUCGGCCGUUUCCGGGAUCAGCCAGGACACGUGGAUAGACACUUCACGUUUAUUUUUAUUGUGUGCCACGUAGAUACGUGUCCCGUACGCGUUCUAUGAUAAAAUAUUAAAUCGCGUGAGAACGAAAUUGUAUUUCCGGAACAGUUUCGUGGGGAGCCGCCACCGGUAAGCAUAAUAAUUAUUGUUGUGCGUAUAGUCGUGGCAUGCAACGAGUUUCCGUACGAAUUUUCGUAUACUCGCGGACUUUUGUUCUCUUUUUGUUUUGGUUUUUACCACGCCGUAAUAAUAAUGAUAUCGUCGUUUUAUUUCCGUAAUCGAUAUUCUUAAAAUCAAAACGAUUUCUUGAAUUUGAAUUUCUAUAAACCGGUGGCCCACGGAUUUCUGAAUCCCGAAUAUUUCGUCUCCUCGGUAAAACAUCGGCAGAAAAGGCGGUGAAAUUUUACUCGAUGACAAAUAUUCUCUCGAGAAAUGUCGAAGCUAUACUGAGAGUGUUUGCCAUCGACUUUUUUUUUUUAUCAUUACUCGUUCGUUUUAUUUGUUUGAUCGCCGUCGUUGAACUCUACAAUAUUAUUGUGUUUGACUUGUUUUGAUCAAAGAAAAUAGUGUAUUAUUCGAAAUCGUUCGAUAAAAGAGAAUAUUCGAUUUUAUUAUGGCCCCUGGGGUAUAGUUCCAGCAAGACGAUUAGGACGUAACUAACUGAAAUAUACGUCCGGUCACAUGGGAGAAAAUAUGAAAACAUUCGUGUCUAUUUUAUAACGACGUCGACCAUUUUCUAUUUUUGAAAUUCACAUAUGUACAAAAGAAAAAUAGUAUAAAAUAAUAAUAAUAUUAACAUUUCGUAAAUAACUGUAUUAUUAUGUUAGGUAUUAAAAUUCGGAGAACUACUUAUAUUCAUCUCAUAUACAAUUUGAUUUUUUAGAUUCUGAGCCGAUCGAGCGCUCGGCUAUUUUAUUUAUUUUAAAUAGCCAAAUUUUCGAAUUUAGGAAAACGUUUUUAUAAAUAAACGCAGACAUUUUGAACCGUCGAUACCUAUACUCGAAUAAUAUAAAAUAGAAUUUAAAUUUGAAUGUCGGAUAAUUUAAUUAAAUAAAUUAGUAGUUGUCUUUUAUAUUCUCUAAUAAAAUUAGCUCAAUUAUUAAAUUAUACAAUUGCAAGCAUUGACAAUGUUUUUCUUUUUAGAAUAUAAAAAGGUAUACACAGAUUUUGUUCAUGUAGUACAUAAAGUGAUAGUAAACAAGAUCUAGAUUUCAAAUCUAGAACAAGAUGUUAGACAAAAUAGAGGAAAUAGACAAUGAUGAAAUUAUCAAAAUACUCAAGUCUAAAAGCACAUUAAUGUUGAAUAAGAUUUCUUAUUAAAUAUAAAAAAAAAAAGUAGAAAUUGUAGCAAUUAUAAAAUUGUAUUAAUUUAUAUUAAUAAUUUAAAUUAUUCACUUGUAUUGUAUCAUAUAGUUACUUAGACAACAGUUAUAAAUGUGUAUACUUGUAUAGUAAACAUAAGUUGUUUAAAAAAAAAUAAAUACAUUGUAUAGUAAUAAAGUAUUAUUGGACUACCACAGAUAUAAAGUAAAAUCAAAAAUAAAUUAAAACACCCGAUGAUGGUGGUGGGGAUAUUCCAAACUUUUAAAUGCUAUUGCUAAUUUUAUUAGAAAAUAAUGUACGUUAUUGAAUUAUUUCGCAUUUUAACUCACAUUUUAUUUUAUACUAUUUGACUAAACGACUAAUGUUAGUGAAGUAUAUUUGGUGAUAUUACUGGUAGGUAUUAAAGUAAUUUAUUUUCCUGUUGGUAAUACAACGUAUCUAGGUUGAAUUAAUUUUACGGGCUAAAUUUAUAAUUUAAUAUUUGAGUUGAUUUUGUAAGAAAAUACAGUGUUAUCUACUAAUGUACGCAAUUAAAUUGUUUAACAUUUCAACAUUUUAUAUUAUAAUAUUUGAGUAUAUUGACGUUUCAAAAUGUUUGUGUUAAGAAAAAACGUUCUCUAAAUGUUUAAAUUUGGAUGUUUUAUCCGUGGAUAUUUUGACCGAUUAUCGGUUUUACCUUAUUUUUGUCUACAUUUUUAUUUUAUUUUAUUUUUAACAAAUUUUAACCAAAAAUCUUGCUCCGUUUCAAGCCUAGUAUCUUUAUUUCUAGUAAAAAAUGUUAUCUAUUUCGUGCAUUGAGGAUGCAUUUUGUUGAUUUUUCUUGUAGCAUUCUAAAUAAAAAAAAAAGGGCAAAUCAUUACGCCACAACGGUUUUCUGUUAUUUUCGAUUUUUUUUUUUUUUUUUAUUGUAAUUCAUUUAGGAAUUAUCGUUGAAAUUUUUGCUAACCGAAUUACAACAGAAAAACCGUGUAAUUGAACCGUUUACAAUGGAAAUAGAAAACGAUCGCCUCGAAAACCUACUAUAGAUAAAUUUGUCCAUCAGAAAUGAUGCUGUACUUGAAAUUCGGAGCCAUAUUCCCGGUAGAAAAUUUGUCAGUCGACAAAAAACCAACCGAUCGAACAUCAUAAAUACGCGUCAUAAUCAAAUCGAAAAGCACGCCCCAUUACGCGCUCAUAUAGUCAUUCCUUAUUUUUAUUAUUAUAUCUCGUCCAACGAACAUCAAUUCAUACGGACGUCCGAGAAUUAAUCUCCUAUAUAAUCGAGUAGGUACCGCGCAGAUGUAUAUUAUUAAACGGACCGGAAUCAAUAAGGCGUUAAGGGCCCAGGCCGUUAUCGGUCGGACACACGAGUGCAGCCCACGUACUCGGGAAAACGAAUCGAAGCGCGAAAACGUUGAUGAUUUAUCGCCAUCGUCGGUCGUAUCCAAAUGUUUUAUCGUUUUUUAUUAAACAGGUUUUUCCGUUUAUGACGUGUGUUAGAAGGAAAACGACGAAAUGACAAGCCGCGACGGCUUUUUCCCCCCACGCUGUCAUAAUUAUACAGACUGAAGUUCAGUUUCGUAGCCAAGGGGAAGUGCAUUUAGCGGGGAAGGAGAUUCCACUGAAAUUUUUUAGAUUCUGAACGAAGCGAGGAAUGUAUUGUUUAAAAGUUGGCGUGUGGUUUUUGAUACAGUUUUUCCUGAAUGACGUAUUAAACAAUUUUUCUAAAUCUUAAUGAUCUUAAAUUCUAAAUCUUCAAUUUCAUUAGAGGUUUCUGGUUGAUAAAUCACAGCAUUUCGAAUACUAUUUUUCGAUUUAUGCGAAUACAACUAUUUCGGCUCUAUUCAAAUGUUCAUACAUCGGAAACAUAAAAAACAAUAUUGUUAUUUAUUUCGUAAUUAAAAAUGUUCAACAAAACAAAACUAACCGAACUUUGUGUUCAGAACCGUUUUUCGUUAGCUAUGAUCUAUGAUCCAUCGUUUCGUAUAGGUAUUAAUUGAAUAACUCGCCUAUAAUAUAUUCUACCUUUUUAAAUUUUAGUAUAUAUAUAUAUAUAGGUAUUCUAUUACUCUAAAAUAACAAAUAGUAGGUACCUACCUAAUAAUACAAAAAUAUAAUUUCCCCUCCAACUUCCCCUCCUGGUCACGACACUGCUGCAGUUAAUUCGAAUAAAAUUACGUUAUAAUUGCAGAUACUUUUUUUUUUUAAUCCGUUGCCUCUGACGAUUAUAAUUAAUUAUAAUUUAUACAUUAUACUACACGCGCGAUCCAUACACGAUUCAAUAUAUAUAUAUGUACACACGUUCGAUUUGAAAAAACGAUUCAUACUUUAUAUUAAAAAACAUAAAAAAAAAAACAACUCAUGUCGAUUAUAUCAGCAAAAAAUGUCCGCGUGACGCCGUCAUUCUUAUGUAUUAUAAUUUGUAAUAUUAUAGUUAAUUGCACAGCGAUUAUAAUUAAAUAUGUAUCGAGUUUAUCGAUAAAGUAAUAAUUUAUAUUUUGAAUAGAGUUUGAAUAGUUUGCCGUAUUUUUCUUUCCAAUUAAAACGGCCAAUAUAAUUAUGAACGUGCAAAAAUCUGUUCGCAUACACGAAAAGUAAACGAAAAGUGACUUUUAAAUAUCGUGUCGAUAAUAGUGACGCCCGCGGGGUGGGAAGAUUAGGAGUUAUAUCACCCUCCCCUCAAUUGGCUUUAAAACGGAACAGUUAUAGUUAUUAGUGUUUACUUAGUAAUUUUAACUUGAAAUUAUAUACUUUAGCUAAAUUACAAGGAAAACAACUUGGUGAUUUGUUGAAUACAAAUUGAACUUUUCGGACCGACUUUCUGAAUUUUCACUGUUUAUUCAAAAAUUAUGAUAAUUGCUUGCUACAUCCCUUCUUCUUUAAACUGGGCACACCACUGUUAGAGACAAAAAGCCAAUAAUAAACUGCAAUUUGUAUGAGCUGUAUAUAAUUUGAUGAUUUUUUCGUUGACAAAGAAAGAUUUUAAAUGGCUCCGUUCCUUUUCUAAUCCUCUUAAGCAUAACAAAACGAUUGAGACCAAUUUUUCGGUUUGGUCGAUGUUAUGAAGCAUUCUGAAAACAGAUUUCAGUUCACCGUGAAGUGUGAGGUUUUUCUUUAUACAUUAUAAGAUCUUCAAAUCUAGUUUUUUGGAAGUUAAGAACUGAAAAAUUCGAAUAAGUGUCCUGACCGAUCUUAUGGACAUUUCGCGCAGUUUUCAGAAUUAGUAUCCUUUCUGUACAUCGAUCGCUUAAAAAUACUGAUCUAGAUUGCUAUGCAAUGUAUGUUAGACGUGGAGAGAUGAUAAGGAUAAUGAUGUAUCAGAUCAUCUUAUAGGGCUUGAUGUGAGUUUUUCAAAUUUUUUCCAUUUUAGAAAAAUUUAAAAAUUAUUUUUAACAUUUCAAUUGUCACCUUAAAAAUAAGAUUUUCCUACUGAUCUACUACCCGAUAUCCAUUUAGGGGAAGGGCUGGGGCAGUUGUUACUGAUGAACAUAACUUUACAGAAAUUAACUCAUUGUAAAUUCAAUAUUUUCAUAAAAAAAAAAAAUUGUUAUUGAUAAACAACAACAUUCUACAAGCCGAAAUGAUCUCCGAUUUUUAAAUUCUAAUUUUAAAUAAGGCAAAAAAAAAAACAAAACUUAAAAUUUGUUUUUUUUAAAGACUCAUUAUAAAUGUUGAAAAUAAAAUAUUGAAAAACCGAGUUCAACGCGGUGUGUAGAAUGUUUUUCUCUAUUGAUUAAAAAAAAAUAAAUAGUUAAAUUUGGUUGAUUCAAUUGAACAUUAUCACUAUUUCCGUAUUAAUUAAUUUUUGUGAGCAAUACGAAAUUGGCACCGGACGCCUUAACACAAUUUAUUUCAUUAAAUUUUCAAGUUUAUCGUUUUAAACGGUAAUUUUUUUAUAUUUUUAUUGUCAUCUAUUUAUCUACACUUAUACUUUAUUAUACCCGGUUAUCUGUUGUACGCGAUGAUUUCAGCGUAUUCACAAUGCACGCGGGCUGAUUACGUUACGUUAUUAUAAUAAUCGGCUGUCGGCAGCCGCGUAUCUCCUCCUCUUUAUAACCGAUUCGAUUAUAAGACUAUAGAGAAAACGAGGGAGAGAGACAGUUAAACGACGAGAUUUUAUAACUUCCGCGCUUCAAUUAAAUUAAAUUAAAACAUUAUCGACGGUGUCGUAUUACACGAGGUUAUUCACGGAACCCGGAAAAUGAUUUUCGCCAUUUAAAUCCGUCGGUUUUGUCGACUCAUUAACUCCGCGACCACGUUUAUUCAAUCGAUUGGUUUGCAAAGGGCAGGGAGCUUAACCUAACCUAACCUAAGGAGUCUCAUCACUAAUAUUUGUUUUCUUCGUCUGUCUUUCUCUGUCCACGUGUUUCGCGUGAAAUAUUAUAGCAAUAAAGUCCAUUGAUUUACAAGCAAAUUGAUGUUUUUCUUUUUUCUGUGGACAAUUUUUCUGUUAGCAAUUUUGCUUAGAUUUACAAUGAUAGCACUUUUUCGAAAAGGAAAUCUCACUGGGGAGGUGUUUUGAGGAGGUUAUUUUUUAAUUUCCCAGAAUAUUUUCCAAACAAAUGGGAAAAAUACAACAGUGGCCCACCCACGUGCGAAGUAUGUCCGUUUUUUAAAAUUUAGAUACCUGUUUGCAUUUUUUAAUUGAAAUAAAAUUCUUUUUUACUCAUAUCUAUAACUUCAAAAAAUGUGAAAAUUUAAAAAAUCACUCGUUGAGGUCCUAGUAAAUACUCUAUUUUUUUUUAUUAAUUGAAUUUAAUGUGGUCUCUUUGCCUUAAACUUAACCGGAGAAUCACAAUCGUGGAAAUGCGAAAUGCCUUUGUUAGGGCAAACGACAAAUUUAUGACGAAGCGUCUUAACGUAAUAUAUAAACUACCUACAUCAAAUAAUUUGAAAUCCAUCCGACGUUGUUUUCGUUCCACACGCGCGUACAGAAUGAUUGUUCCUAAUAAAUUCCCCUCUUUAAAAAUUAAAUCACGUUUAUAUAUUGCAACUGAAACAUUUUAAUGAAAAUCGAGAGUACGGCAUUUAAACGCGACCCGAAAAAGUUACACAUUUUCAAGACCGCUUUUAUUUAGCAAGCGUAAUUUAUUAUAGUGUGUGAAAAAAAAAAUUCUUGUGUACAAAGUAUUAACAUUUAAAAAAAAAAAAAUUAAAAAAGUCGUUGAGAUUCUUUAGUCGACAUCACGCUGGUACAAAAAACCUAGGUACGAAUAGGUAUACGCAAAGUGGUCGAGAGGAACGAGAAUGAAAAAUAAAAAAAAUCAUAUUGUUCGCGAAAUAUCAAAAACGACAAAACGUGUUUUGUAUACUUUCCCGUCGAGCUUUUUCCGAGUGCACUUUCAUUUUCUCGCUCGCAUUUAAAACGCAACGGAUUCGAGUGCUCGAUGUAUCAAAGUCGCGGACAUGCGUCGUCGACAAAGCCAAUGAAUAUUCGUCGUUCAUCGAAGCGGCCGUCUUUAAACCAUUGAAAAUAAAUUGCACAAUCCUCUAGGUACGCGUCACUUUAUACAAAUUAUUAUUGUACCUGGGUGUUUAAACUACUACUUAGAUACGAAAAAAAAUGUCGAGAGAUAUUUUUCGAAGACAAUCGGACGAAGGACAGUGUUCGAAAACUCGUUUUUGAUUUUCAAUCAUGUUGGCAAAUAAAGUAUAUUUUGUUGAACUUUGAAGAGGUUUUUUUUUUUUUAAACAAACUUCCAAACUAAUACAAAUAAUUGCUCUCUUUCUGAUAGCAUGUAUUGAGAUUUCGACUGGUUCGAUUACAAUUCUGUUAAAAAAACUACUUUACGGUGAUUAUUUGACGUCUGUUCUAGACAUUUUUAAAGACAUUUUUCUGAAAUAUACAUUUCAUAAUAAUGCGUUAGUAUAAAAACGACAACAAUACGGACGUUUUCGAUUGGUCUUAUAGGAAAUUCAAUAAAUUUUAUUUCGAAAAAAAAAAUGCCUCGAUUAAUCUAUAGAUGUCGAACAAUCAUAUAUAUAUUGUUGAGGUUUUUACGGAAUUGAAAUCACAGACUGGCGAAAAUCUCAAAACGAUGUCAGCGAGAACGUUUUUUUUGCAACAUAAUAACGUGGGUGUUAGACAAUGACGGACUAUCUUAAAAAAAAGAAGACGUUUAUAAAUAAGUCGCAAAAAGCUCUAAAAAGUAAAAAAAUUUUAAGACUUACUUCAGAAUCCAACAUUGAAGUCAGCGAAAAAGUGAAAAACGUCGAGCGAUGGAACUUGAUAUUUUAAUCGAAUAUUAUCUUUAUUGACGUGGCCUAUAAAACGCACGCAAUCAAUUCGUAUAACCAAGCCACCGCGAUAGUAAUAAAUUUGUUAAAAAUUAAAACGUACCUAACCUCCAACCGCGCGCGCCGAUACGAGCAAUUUGCCAGAUCGUCGGCUAGCCGUCGCCACUACCGUUACUAUAUUAAAUCAUUUUAAGCGAUUUUUACAUUUUUUUAUCGCACACAACGUACGCGUAAUCGUUCAAAAAUAGUUAAUCGUCACGUUUUCUUUUUUUUUCUCAUCGAAUUUUUUACGGCGGCGACUGUUGUCACGUGUUCACUGUCCGCCGGACAAUGAUUCGCAUACGGCCUCGUCUGAGCACGUUCGGUACAAAUAAUAAUAAUAAUUAUUACUUAUUCCUUCUUUUUUUUUUCUUAAACAUCUUAGCGAGCCAUGAAGUCCCAGCGCUGCCUCCACGUCAUUCCAUCAACCUGUCAUAUAAUGUCUCCUCAAUUUGUAUAUUUUCGUUGACCGUUUCUAAACCCUUUUCCACCACAUCUUUCCUGCGCCUUCCUAGAGGUCUUUUGCCAGCAAUUCUUCAUUCUGGUACUCGUUUAACGUUCACUUACACAGCCAUUAAUUCUAUCGAUAACGGAAUUAUCGUUUAUCAACACCAAAUUCGAACAGUCUAAUUAUUCCGAUCACAACGUCAGCCGACACGAUUUUGUUCAAUUUCGAAAUGGUACACAGGCCAUCCGAUUUUUCAAAAAUGUAAUUUCUUUUUAUCGAUUUUUCAAUAAAAUGUUAACCUGUGUAAAAUAAACGAUUGUCUUUACUUAUAAUUUACUCUCUGUAACACAACAAUCGAAUGUCUUCGCUUUUGAAGUGACGUGUUGAGAAACGAUUGCUCAAGUGUAUUACUUUGUGUGGGUGCGUGUGUGUCGGGUUAUCGUCAAUAAUUAUCAAACUAAAAUAUAAUAUUAUCAGUUGUUUAGCGCGCCCGGACAUAAAAUAUUUGGUUUAAUCAAAUAUCUGUGCAGUUUACGACGUGAUUUCAUUUUGAAUAUUGUUAUAUUAAAAUACCGGGCGUGUAAUAAUAAUACAAUAAUCGUCGGACGCGAUAAAUCCUGCGGUAUAAAAGUAGAUGCGCUGUUCUCACAAAAAAUAAUAAAUUAAAUUUUUUAUGGUCGAGCAAUUUUCUUCUCGAAAUAAAAACGAAGACGGUCGCAAUAACGUUUUUGUUUUAAUCGCCCAAAAUCCAAUCGAAUUUCGUUAUACAACCGUACUACAACAGUGUAGGUACUUGCGGUUUACUUGAAUUGUUGUUGUUAAUUUUUUUUUUUUUUUAUAAUAUUUAAUAACUAUAUAAAAAGGCCAGACACAUUUUGCAUCACGAAAAGACCAUACUGUUGUAAAUGGGAAGUCAGGAAAUUAAUUGUAUGGUCGAUAUAUUUGAAGAUAUACUGAACGCAACGAUAAAUCUUUGUAAUCUAAAAUCGAUUCUGAGCGGAACUCGGUUAAAAUUUAGGUACGGUUGUGCGCAGUAUUUUAGUUGCGCGGUAUCCUCUUGUAGCCAAAAAGGUAAACUAGCAAACAAUACAAGAACAAAAUAAAAAUAUUAUCAUUUGUUUUCGGUUUUUGUUCUUUUUAAUCGUUUAGAAAAUAUCAAAAUCGCAGCAUAUCAUAUUUUUAUUCGUCAAAAGAAAUCGUUUUCCAAGGAAAAAACACAUCUUAGUAAAACUUAGUAAGCUUCUCCGUUAUACGCACUCGGGGUCUGAAAAAUCAGUAGGUAGUAAAUUUGUGAAAAUUAAACACAGCGGUGCAAUUUAUUUCUGUCGCAGCUGCAGUCAUAGUUACACGAUUUAUUUACAAACGUAACGAUAAUAUUAUGCAGUCGAAAUUUGUUUUUCUUUCCCGAUUUAAAUGCUGCAGCCGUUAACCGGUAUCAGGUUAGGGCUAAUGUCAUGUGCGAGUUUUGACGUUUAUUUCAUGGCCGUAAAAUAUUUUACCCUCCGGCAUCGUAAUAAUAACGACGAGACGAUCCGUUCUAGAUCCAAGUGUUUACAAAAAAAAAAAAAAAAAAAAAUAAAAAAAAACUGACAUUAAUUGUAAAAAUAUAUAUUAUAAUAGGUGUAGUGGUCGCGUAAGUAUAUAUGUACACCUAUGUACAUGUAUAUUACGAUAUUUUGAUAACGUGCCAAAAAGACCGUUCUAAAACGAACUCUUCUUAUUUUGGCUCGGCCGCACCGUACUGCAGAUGACGGACCGAAUAUUCAUCUCGCUUUCAGCUUAAAUAUUAUAAUAACUGUUUUAAAUUUUAAUUCGUCAGAAUAAUCUGCAGAGUCUGUCGUCAAAGGGACGCCGCACACGCCGCACACCACACGUGACGUGUUGUCUCUCGACUUACACGUUUGACGAAUUCGCGUACAGCAGCACCGAAUUCGUGCUUGUUAGGUGAUCGGUACCUAGUGUUACAGCGAAUCGACCUAUUAUUAUCAAACACGAAGGUAUGAGUAAAACGCGGUUGUCCGUGCUUUUAUGUGUUGCGAUUUAUCUCGAAAAUUUGAUUUCAUAGCGAGAUUUAACGUUAGGCGUGUGAAAUGCCCAUAGACAUAUAACGCGACUAUUUUAGAUAACUGACUGCGUGUACAAUUACGUCCUAUAACAAGUAUGAAGUUGGCAACCGGAAACACUGUAAGAGUGCAUUUUGUAUUGCUAAGCAUAUUGUACAGCAACAGAGCUUAGUAAGUAUAAGUUUCUUUUGGUAACCGGCUACAGUUAUUAAUUUGACGUCGAGAUUUUACGCCUGUAUACAUUACGUAGAAACGAUAUUAGACUAUUAGAAUUAAAAUACUACAAUACCGUGCGGUUGAUUUCGAAUAUUUUUCAACAAAUUUCACCGUUUCAUUUUGAUAUUUCUGAUACAUAUAGUACAUAUAUUUGUCUAUCCGUGUAUGUUAACGCACAUUGUAGUUUUCAAAACAUGUUCCUCGCCACUUACAAGGCUCACGAGCCGUUACUGCAGUCAAUUUCCAUAAUAGUUGUGUCAUGUAUCUAAAUAUGAAUGGAAAUAUCACAAUUUAAAAACCGCGUAUAUCUCGCUUAAAUAUAAUACAGUGGCCCAGUGGCGCCGAACGAAAUCGAAAUCGGCAGUUCAAAUAACCUCUUCCCCUCUAGGGUAUUUAUUUGAUUGACAUUUCCGUAGGGGGAGGGAUGUUAUUAACUUAAAACACGCUCGGGUCGCCAUAACUAUAAUACAAUUUUAAAUCCGGAACAGCUGGCCGCAAGUAAUAUAGAAAAUAAUUGAUUUGCGGUUCAAUUUAACAGGCCGAAGUAAGUGUUCGGCGCCACUAUAUAUUAUAUAUAGAUGCCGUAUCGAUAAAAAAAAAAAAAAAAACCAAACUAUGACCACUGCAGAUAGAUCGCCUUUAAGUUCGAUACGUUAUCGGCUUUAAAAUUACGGCUGAAAACCGAUUCUGUUGAACGUGGAAAUUUCGCACAGGCGCGAAGGAGACUCUUCGCAAACGAAUAUCGCAGGAUUUGCGUUUUGCACGGCCGUUUUAAAAAUUGACCGCUUUGGACGGUCUAAACCAAAAAAAAAAAAAUAAGUCUUUUAUAAUAAGUCAAAUUAAUAUUUUUCGAUUAUUUCGUGUACGGUUCUAAUAAAAAUAGUACAAACGUACCGUAUUGGUAGUAAAAAAUACCGUGAAACACAUUUCGUUGAUUACCACGACUGAUAAUAACGGCGCAACCGAUAUAAUUUGUUUGCAUUUUUUUUUUUCGUCUUCGCCUAAUCUGACGCAAUAAUUAUUCAUUAUCCCGAGAUUUAUAGUCGUAAAUUAUACUAAAACCAUACUAUGCAUACAUAUUUAUAUACAAUAUAACGAUACUACGCCGCGAAAAUUGUACUACAACCACCACCUGCGCCAUUAGCUGUCCGAUUUCGUUUUUUUAACGAACCCGGGCAUCGUCGAGUCACCGAGCGACGGCGCGAACGGGAGAAAGACGUUUAGACAUCGUACCCGGAAAAGUCUACUAUUCAACGAUAAAUUAUUAUUGUUUUUCGAAAUGAUAUUACAGUGCGUUGGGUAUGAUGAUAAAUCAUACCGAUUCGAUGUGCGUUUAUUGUCUAUAACAAUAUUUACUCGUGUAUGUAUUUUUAAGGGAAUUUUAUUGCCGUACCUAAACCGAUCGUUGUUUUCCAUCGUAGGUAUGCAUGAUUGAAAACAGUCAACAAGUACUUGUAAAAAAUAAUAUGUAUCGUGAUUAGGAUGCGUUGUUCAAUGUUCGACUGCGUGUGCUCAAUGUUUGACUGCACGCUGUUUGAGUGCAUUAGAAAAUAGUGCGAUGUCGUUUAAUAAUAUUUUAAAGGCCGCUAAAUAAGUAGUAGUAGUAGUAAAAAACGGAAAAUUGUUUCAAACGCAUUUUUGUUUUAUUUUAUAACAUACCUAUUUAAUUGCAAACAAAAUGUGUACAUUUUAAUCAUGUUUAAAACGUUCAAUUUUUAUUUUUUUUUUUUUUUUACCAUAUUAUGUAUGUAUAGCUAAUUAUAAAUAAAUUGUUACUUCUCGAUUCAAAAAUAAUAGAAAAUAUUUAUUUUUAAAAAGUUUUAAACAUUUAAACAAGUUUUUAACAAAACACUUCGCGUCCUUGGAAAUAUGUAUAUCUUUUAAAACGGAAUUCUUUAAACGCCACCCUAAUUUAUUGUUGUUUUUUUUUUUUAUUCGUGGAUGAAAAAUAUUUAUUAUUUCACGAUCGCCGAACGAUAAAAUAGCAUAGUGAUAACGCGACGAAAAAAAUAAAAUAGGUUUCAAUUAUUACUAACGGCAGUCGGUCGUCGCGACUAUGAUAGGAUGGCGCGAAUCACAUACAGUAUUUUUAAUAAUAUUAUUAAAAUGUUACUGCGAAUUACAAUAUAAUAGUGAUAAUAAUAAUUUCUUCGACGUCAAUUCGUGCUAAAACAAUUACGAUUGUAUUUGCAGGUUAAACAGUACGUCAUUUUUACUCAAAUUUUGACAUUUGAAUUUCGAUUUGAUAUAACUCAAAUAGAAUUAUAUGGAUUGCUGAACGGAAAAAGGGCACAUGUUCGAAUUUCUACAUUUUUCAAAUAAGACUAACACAUUUAAUAUCUAUGAAAAUAAUUGAAAAUAAAUGCUUCCUAUGUUCAUAACUAAUUAUUAUUAUUAUUAUUUCUACAGUGUUCGAUGACAUCUAUACGUUCCUAUAAAAAUUGUAUGAAAUAUUAUCUAGGUGCUUAAAGAAUUUAUAUAUUGUCUUUCUCGAAAAAUUGAAAAAAUUUGAACAUGACAUGCUCUUUUUGCAGUAGUUAUAUAGGCAGCAGUAGUUGUUUCCGAAAUGUCAACACUUACUUAUAAUAUAUCCAAGAGCCUUGGAUCAAUUCUCCGAAGCGAACACACAAACCUCUAGACAAAAAAGUAAUUCCUAUCGACGACAUAAAUAUUUAGUUCUUGUUUGUUAUAGCUGUUGGAAUGCAUGGCGAAAACCCGUGAUUCAAUAUUGAAAUGGGCGUUUUCAAAAUUAUAAUGUAGAGGUAUUAUUUCGUAUAAACUUUAAAUUUUUUUUUCUACACUAUUUCUAUAGAAAAAAAAAAAAAAAUACGAAAAACUUCAAGGCUGACGUUACGCCGGUUAAACGAAAAACGCGUUCGGAAACUUGCAUAAUAUACUGCGAACAUGUAAUUACAAAAAUAAAUAAAAUAAAAAUGACGCGCCGUGUUGGGAAUAUCGUAUUUCAUUUCGACACAGCGAUUAAACGUAUAGUACAACAAAACCGAAAGAAAUACAUAAAACAAUGAUACCGGAGUCGACUAUAUAGACAACGAGGCGGUCGGAAGGAUAAACAAUUUUCCAAACGGAGCGCACAAAUAUCGAAAUGAAAACGCAUUUGUUGGACACGAAUUCUCGUUAUUAAAUUGUCAUCCCCUCGCAGGGUUAAAACGAAAUCUCGUAAACGGUAAAAUAAAAUCGGAGCUGCGCGAGGUUUCUAUAUAAAUUGUUAAAAACCAAAAAGGCUUCAAUAACGGGAUCAGGAGUACCUGUUUUCCGAUAUUUUCGCGAGAAUAAUAUUGCGAUUUUCCAGUAAAUACAUUUAAUUGAACGUAAUCAUACCAAUGCAUUUUACCAGACGUGAACCGUUGACUUUUGAAAACCCCCAUCGUUCGAGUUAUUGCAGCUGCAGCUGCUGCUGCUGUUGCUGUUGCAGUCAUCGUAAUAAUACUAUCGUGUAGAACGCGGAUUUUUUUUUUAUGUAAAAACACAUGUUACUAUUGAAUGCAUAUGCGUGACUACGGGAAUAUGAUAUUGUGUGUCCACGGUUCUCGAUAUAAAAAUUAAAAAAAUACACAAUUAUGUUUUAAAUAUUUCGACGUUGUUGAGAAAAUAUAUUAUAUUUUACGAUAUGAACCUAUGAUACCUAUAGUAUGUUUUGUUUUUUUUUUUUUCGCAUAUUUUACGAAAUAUUAUUUUCAAAUAUCGUCAAGAGAAUAUAAUAUUAGGCAUCGUGUUGUUUCGGUUCUAUUAGGAGAAUAUAAAUUCCGCAUGGUUAUUUAUUUAAUUUUUUUUAAAAUUGUAAUCCGCGUUGAGCAAUAUUCAAUACCUACGCACGUUUCAAAGGUUAUUAGGCCCACAUUAUUAUAUAACUAUUACUAUACAUUGGACAGAGUAAAAACUUUGUUUUUUUUAUGUAACCUUUGCGGCGGCGCUGUUAUUUUAUCUAAAUAAUACACGUAUAUCGCAAUCAAUAUUCAUAUGUUUACUGUAUAUUUUAAACGAUUUAUGCCUUCGCGUCGUCGUCGUCGUCGUCGUCGCCGUGAAAAAAACACGUUCCAAUCUGUAACUGUAUAAUAAUUUGAUUAUCGUUCGUAUCCCCGGUCCCCCCCGGUUCACACCGCGAGGUCUGCGCGAACCAGACUGAUUAUCGUUCUGAAAAAUAAAAUUAAAAAAAAAAACCAAGAAAAGGAAAUUAAUUAGAAUUUCAAACAUAACAUUAAUAUCAUACAGCAGUUACACGAUUUAAUCGCAGAUUUGGCCAAUUGCUUUUCCUACGAAUCCUUGAAAUCUGACAAUUCGACGUUAUACGAGUUGAUAAUAUUCUUGGUAUGAAAAAAAUGUAUAUUAUAUAUUUUUAUCGGCGUUUUCCAUUUUAAGUUUUGAUGCAUAUUUACCAUAAAAUAUUAAACAAUAUAUUGGCAAUCGUCGAAAAUCGAAUAAGUUAUCACUCUGUAUUUUUUACACGCGUGUUCUAAUACGUCGAUAUAGUCAGAGUUUGAAGUGGCAAAGGGCACUGUAAUCUCCAUUUUAUUUUGAGCGUUCCAUCUUCAGUCCAUUGAUUGUUGUCUAGAACAACGAACUGACGGCGUGCGGUAAAUGACAUACAUGGAAAACGUAAAAUAAUAAAAAAUACCAACGGACACUUCAUCUUCAGGAAUUAGUGAUAAUUUUCUUACUUGCGUACCUUUUGAAGAGUAUGAUAAAGCGAAGACGCCUUGUAAGCGCGGACAAAAUUAGAGGAACUGUACGUCCUCUUGGAAUCCCUCCACUUUAACUCCUGGUCUUCUUUUUCGCUUAUCACGCGUUCCAUGAAAUUGCAAAAAAAACACACGAGUACAUAUAAAAAAAAAAAAAAAUGCCUACUGUCGAAAUACGAUUUUUUUGCUAUUUUCUCGAAUCCUCGUAGAAUAAUAAUACAUAAUUGGUAAUAGUACUUACUUUGUUGAUUGUUAUUGGGCGAAAAAUUACUGGCAAUCUUUUUAAUAAAAAAAAAAUUAACGUUUGUUUUAUUAUGUUAGACAAUUCGAAAUCCUCUCGUUCAAUUAUAAAUAUGUAUAUAUAUAUAUAUAUAUAUGUUAUAUUAUACAAAACAAGUGUACGAACAAGAUUUAAUUUUUUUAACGGUUUAGUAAAACUCACAAUCUACAAUAUAAUUAUAUUCGCCUGCAUGUUCGGCCAAUUUAGACCGUUAAACGGUAAUAAAAAAAAAAAAAAAAAUUUUUAUUUUUUUAAACUCUACUGCUAAACGUUUAAGUACCUACUCGGUUUUUAUAUUUUUAAUUCGAACGUUUUUAUUAUACGCAAGACACGAUUACUAUUUUUUAAUUUGUUUAAUACGGAGAUGAUCUCAUUUUCCUUGAUUUUAAAAAUACAUUCUAGAACAUUCGCUGUUAUCGCGCGAUAAGGUAAACACAGCGGUAAAACCAUAUUUUAUUAGCGUUUUUUUAAACUCCUCUAGUAAACCGAUAUUAAAAAGUAUUAUAUGCUUCAUUGAUUUCAAAAUCGGUUUUCGCGGUACCGCGGGUAUAGCCCAAGAGAGCCCACAGUCUUAGAAAAUAAGCCUGUCUACUGUCCCCCGUCACUAUUGCAGCCUAUUGAACGACGUCCCUAGAAAUAGUUCGCAUUUUACUUUACUUACUUGAAGUAAUUUUGUUUGAGCAGUUUGAGGUAAUUGCAUUCGUAUUAAUUGUAUUCUGGUAAUUUAUUAUUUUCGUGUUUGUACUAUUUUAUUGUCAUAUACUCGAAAAUAAGUUUGUGACUUGUGUACAUUUCUUCCGUAAGUGGAUGUACGGAUAAUGACUAUAGUCGUCGGGCUGGAUCUUCCCCUUUUUUUUUUUUUUUUUGACAUUAAAGAUAUCAUGACUAGGUCACUUCUGUAUAAUUUAUACAACGUAGGCCCCGGUCCCAAAAAUAGAGGGGAACCGGGAGCGCGACUAUGCAUCGCGCAGGACAGAGAAGUUUAUGUAGAAUUAUUUUAUCGUUGAUUUUAUUACUACUGAAUCCGUAUAUUAUUAUUUUUUACGUCCAUAAAACCGAUUGUAGAGUGUACAGAUUAAUUUCUUCUCCGUCCAACACAAUUAAGACGUCCGAAAAUGAUCGCGGGUUCCGAACCGUAUACGGAAACGACCACCCGUAAAAUCGGCUCGUAAAAAUGAAAACUGAUUACAAUCAAAAUAUGUUCCCAUAAAUCGUAACUGCAGUGCGUAAAUAUAAUAUCGUGAUGAUAUUUUGCGACGCGUAAAACGUCGCGUGUUGUCGGUCGUUCACCGCGCGUUCGAUAAUAUUCGUAAUAAAUUAUUAUCUAUAUAAUUACGAUAGGAGGGGGGACAACAAUAACCUCAAACGAGAAACAUUGCGCUCCGUCGAACGAUCCGCGCGUCUAGACGUCUGUUGGAAGUCCGUCACAGCUGUGUUAAAAUAAUAAAAAAACAAAACAGAAAGGCCGUGUCUCUAACCGUGAGUGUAAAUCGAUACCCGUACGCUCGGCAGGAGGCGGUUUCGACGGUCGGUCGGUGAAUUUUUCGAAAAAACGAUGCGGGACCGUCCGUGUGGUCCUUAAAUAUUUUCUAACAGCGCACACGUGUAAUCACACGGGUGAACAAAAGUCGUUUAAAAUGUCGUCGACGGGGAAUAAGUACAAUAACAUGCGGGGAGUGUCGGCGAAAGUCGACGGAAAAAAAAAACCAGCCAUCACAUGUAGUAAAUUGUCGUUGAAACCGCAGAGAGCGCGACGUUUUUAGACGGAAUUUUUUUUUUUUUUUUUAGUUCACCUGUCUUUGAUGACUAUUUAUUAUAGUCACUCGUUUUCCCAGACCCGGCGACGUCGUCGACUGAGAAACCCAUGGCGGAGUCUGCGAUUCUGAAAUUCCAAUUUCCCUACGCAGGACCUUGUGUUUUGGACGAUUUUUUUUUUUUCAUAGAUUUCUGAUUUCCUAUAUCAUGUGCUAAUUUGCCGGAGAUGCUCGCUCCAUCGUCGAAAUUUUCAAUAGUUUUUUUUUUUUCCAUAUAUCUGGGCGACUAUCAUGACCUCCGUCGAAGGCCACUUAGAGAAAUUACAAAGGAAAUCAGAUUAAAAUAUCACGGCUGAUUUACGUACGUUAUAUUUUUACAUUUUGAGUUGCGUGAAAGUUGACCUCGCGUCUGCGGCGGGUUUUAUUUGUUUUCCCCGGGCUGUCCAAUCGACGACGAUUAAACCGCGUAAACUUGCAAAACUUUUACCGCCGGGACUCGUGGAGAUUUCCGGGCGGACCAUUGUUACCGGCAUACCCUUUUCGGUUACGAUGUCUUCGACAUACAGUAAUUAAAUGAUCAUCGACGACGGCUCGUUUUUUUUUUGCGGAGAAUGUAGUAAAGCGCAUCGUUGUGUACAAUAUCAUUAUCAGUGGCGGUUUUACGAGGGGGUCGAGGAGGUCUGGACUACCCCCCAGACUUUGAUUAGUUUGUCAUUAAAAUUUUUUUUUUAAAAAAAAAACGAAAACUAUUGAAAAUUUAUACGAGUUAUAAUUCUAUUUUUAUACACGUUAUAUAUACAUUACAUGAAAAUUUUUAUAUUAUGCAUGAUAUAUUUAUCAAGUGGGAAAAAUUAGAAAAAAAAAAACGAGAAAAUUUAAGUAAUAUAUUAGUAAAAUAUUUCGGUCUUUUUUAAUCCUGCGAACAAUUUUUCUACCAGCAAUUUCGUUACAAUUUACAAUCAUGGCGCUUUUUCUAAAAGGAAAUCGGACUAGGGACGCACUUUCGCGAGGUCAUUUUUGAUUUUCCCAGGAGUUUACCCAAUAAUUGAGAAACACGGGCAAAUAGGUACAAUAUUAAACAAAUAAUGUUAAAGAAACUAUAUAAUGCAUUUUUAAUUAUUUUACCAUAACCAUAUUGUUGACGAAGCAACAUUAUGAACCGAAUUCCGCUCAGAAUAGUUUUUUCAUUAGCAAUGGUUAAUCGUUGCUUACAGAUAUACCUACAUUAAAUUGUCUACAGCAGUGACUGCACUCGUCCCCAUUAUCCUAAUUGUAUAAUGAAUUAGCUAAUGGAUAAUGGCUUUGGAAGUUUGUAAAAACAUAGGUUAGAUUAGAUUAUGUAAGUGAGAAAAAAAAAAUUAUUUUCACUGACAGUGAAAGUUGGGCAAUUUAAAAUAAAUCAAUGCAUGAUCAAAAUGGGAAAAUAUCCGUUUAUGUUAAAUGCACAGGUAAUACCAAUGGAACCCCCCCCCCCCGAAAAAAUUCCUAAAACCGCCACUGAUUGAUAUAAUACGCUUUUAUCGGAAUAAAACAAUAACAAUAUAAACCUAGGCGAUUCGGUCCUCGGUGACGGACAAAAUCGAAGGAAAACCGGGUCGGCGGCGGCGGCGACGGCAGCGGCCACGGCGGCUGCGGUAGCCGAUCGAUAAAACGCCCGAGAGAGAGGGUUAAUAUUAUGGAUUCGAAAACGUAUCGCCCACGCAGACGAUAUAUAUAUAUAUAUAUACACACACACAUAAAUAUAAUAUAGAUAUACGUCUUUUGCGUGCGUAACAGCUAGCGUACCUCACGUCUUCCCUCGAUCCCGGGGAUAGGUAUCCCUUAAUUUGCAAAAAAAAAAAGACCGAUGCAUAUUAAGUACGCGUCGGUUGACGGAGACCGGCCGUCGUGUGUAUAUUGUUAUGUAAUCGAAAUUAAUACGAUUAUAUAACAAUUAUUAAUACGUAUUAAUACGACGACGGUCGUGUAAAAGAUACUUUUAAAAAGUACAUUCAAAUACAUAUACAGAUACUUAUUCCCAAAAGUGUUUAAAAUAUGUAUUUGUAUACUCGGACAAAAAAAAUAUUCAAAUACAAAUACUUUUCAAAAGUAUUUAUAGAUACUUUCGAGUACUCAGAUUUUUUUUUUUGUUCGUACAAAAACGUAAUUCAAGUAAAUGGCAUUUCCAAUUUUAUUAUAAUAUACUAAUAAGCAAGACGCCAAUGAUCUAUAAAUAUAAAUAAAAUUGUUAUACAAUUUGAAUUGUUUUAUUUAAAUUUGCGUUCCUGUAUUUAAAAAGUAUCUUUACUUUUACUCAAGUACUUCACAAGACUGCACAGCAAUACGUAAAUGAUUCAAAGCGAUUAUUAUAAUAAUCAACGUCUCGAUUGUAACCGAUAACCUAACGGCGGUGCAGAGAAUUUUUCUUUUUUUUAUGGAGAUUUCGAGUCAAAAAAAAUGAUUUCCAGGUGUUUUUUCUUCAGUCGUAUAACAUAUUGAGUCAGGGGUCAUGAAACUCCUUCAAAAACACCAAACAAGUACACUUCGGAGUACUAUCUAGAAGAAGUUUUACCUAAAUAACAUUAUAUCUACGUAUAGGUUAUGACGGCAUAUUGAUUUUCAAUCAAUUGGAUCAAAAGUGUAUACGGAUAUUCAAGAUAAAAAUUUUUUUUACUUUGGAAUACUGAUAACUAAACGGAUACGAUAUUCCCUAUGGAUACAAUUUUAUUUUUUAAAUUUCAUGCUAUCGAAUAAAUUGUAUUCGUUUAGAGAUGAAACGGUUUUUCGGCACGAGGACUCUCAAUAGAUAGCGGCCAACCAUUUUCGACAUCAUUCGGAUUCGAAAAGAAAAACUCGCGAGACCCGUGAAAAAGUAUAUUUUAUUCGCGUAAAAAAAAAAAAAAAACAACCGCGAUUAUAUGCCAGACGAAACAGCGAUAAUAAUAUUAUAAUAAAUUCCGGUUCGUGCACUUUUUAUAACAAAUCGUAUCGCAUCUAUAUCAAUCGUCUACGGUUAUAUUUAUUCGAAUAAUUGAAUAGAUAAACAAAAAAACCUCGAAUCAAUAUUUGGUUAAUUAAAAAAAUAAAUACGCACACACACACACACACACACACACAUAUAUAUAUAUAUCGGUAAUACAAUGAUACACACAAUAAUAGAGUAGUGAAAUUUAUUUUUUUAACCCGUCGACUUGUGACCACUCGCCAUGAACCACGUGCACGCAGCAACGCGAUAACCGUGGCGCGAACACCGACGUCCCAAUAAUAUUAUUACAGUCUAAACGUCAAGCAUAACAAGUCUUGUCCGCGGGUUCAGACGAUUUCGAUCUCACUCUACUAUUACAAUAAUUUAUUAUUUAUUUAUUUAUUAUACAUUGUUAUCGUCUCGGCGUAUUAAGAAAUAAAAAAGCGAACAAAAGAGCUCGGACUCGUUACAAUAUUGUUUUGAAACUUGUAUAGUUUAUCUAAAAGGUUGCCAUUUUGCCAGAGUUUUUGGAGGCGCGUCAAUCAUGUUAUAUAAUACAUUUAAUUAAAUCAAAUCGAAUCGGUAUUCUGUUUACGAUCUGUAUUAUUCACCAGACGCCCAUCAUUGACUUCGUCUACCGGUCUAUAUCCUUUUCCGCUUCUAUAGGUGUAAAAUGUGUUCUACACAGUUCCGGCAAUGGCGAGGAAUCAAACGAAAAACGUUUCGCCAAAAUAGUCAAAGCCGUUCUCGAGGUUUUAGCUAGCAUACAAACAGUCGAGACGGUGGGGUUGGGAUAUAAAGUUGAAACCUUCUAAAGACAGAUCCUCGACAACAAUGCCAUUUAUAAACUCGAGGUGAUUGUUGUCCACACGGAACCGCUGAAAUUUUCCAAAAUAAUAUAAUUAUACAGCGUCGUAUUCACUCUUUUUUUCGAAAAAGAAAAAUUCGACAAAAACCGAAACUAAAAAAAACAAUAAAAAUGUGGUAAACAUCGCGAUAUUUCACGAAUACAUCACGCAUCGAUGAUAAUAAUAAUAAUAAUAAUAAUAAUAAUAAUACCUAUAUUAACGAACAAUUGUUCUUUUCGCAACCGAUUAUUCUUUACAUUAUUUUUUAUGUCUUAUCGAACGCGGUAAUUAUUAAUGCGUGUAUUGUUUAUAUAACUUCCUGUGUACAUAUAUAUCAGGGGUGGCCAAACUGCGGUUCUCGUCUUUGACUCGUGUGGCUCGCAUCUUAUCGCGAGAUACAAAACAUUUUUCUAAUAUGAAUUUAUGAACUUAUGGAUUUCAAGGAGUGUAAUAUUUUAUAAAAUUACAAUUUGUAGAAAAAAUUUACAAAAAAAGUAUAGCGUUUUUGAUAUGAUAUUUUUUUUAUUUUUUUGUAAGUUUUUUGAAGUAAGGAUUAUACGUCAUUAACAAUUCUCGGUUAAAUGAACAUCCGUUUAAAUUGAGCUAUUUUUGGUUUUUAUUUUUUGCAUUGUCGAGUAUAAAGACUCGUAAGAAUAUUAUGUUCCGAAAAUUCUCCGCAUUUUAUUACGUAUUUUGAUAUAUUAUCUUAUUUUCGAUAAUCAUAUACAUAUAUUUAUAUUAAUAUGCCAUUUUUUUUUUCAUUCCGGCACUUUCAUUUAUUAACGUAUUGGGCGGCUCGCGAGUCUCUUCUCACUGGCCACCCUUGAUAUAUGUAUGGAGGGAGAGAUUGUUUUGUUGUAACAAGACUAUCGAUAACUCGGUAAAAAAAAAAUCCGUUAAAUUUACCGUGUGAAUUGUUGGAACAAUCCAGAAUUAAAACACGAGUACGCAUACGUACGUCAGCAUAGACACGAUGAAAACUUUAGAAAUAUUUUCCGAUUAGAAAUCAACGAAUUUUCGAUUAAACGAAAAAUGCUCGCGCGCAUUAUAAUUACGCAACGAUGAUCAUCACUGCAAAUAACCUACAGUUUAUGUGGCGAAGAGCUCGUCAUAAUUAUUACACUUUGCGAAACGGACGAAAAACGCCAUGGGCAUUUUUGUAUUUUUUUUUUUUUUUUGUACAUUUUACGCAGGUAUUCCAUUCAACCGCUAAUUAUUUUUAUCAGUUUUAACUUGACCUUUGUUAGCACUCGCGUCUUGUGUGCCGUUCUCGUUUAUAACGUAUAUUGUGUGAACACAACGUUAAUAUAUAUCGACAUAAACCCUUUGAAACGGACGAAUUUAAAAGUUCAACCAAAUUAUGGGACUUAUUGCCAAACGCGUUUCGUAAUAAUACGAGUGCUAAAACGAUAGCAGAGCUGACAGAGUCUGUACAUUUCAGCGGUACCCGCACUGUGGCCGGAAAUUUCGCGCGCGUGAUCUCGACGCAUAAGCCGAAAAUGGCCCGAAAUCGACUCCGGAGCCCGUCCUCCACGAAUACCCACCGGCAGUUAAUCGUAAUCCGAAAAUGAGACCGUAUUAAAUUCCGAAUAAAAUAUAUACUAUAUACUGUUAAUAGUGUGUAUACGAACGAUAUCCUACGCGAACGACGAAAAUGAUUUAUUACACAUUUCCCCAAGCUGUUCUAGUAAGUACCUGUCGAAUUUAAUAUUUUCCGCUCGACUGCGCAUUAUUAUCGGCUAUCGCCUCGUCGACAAGUACGAAAUAUGUUUGGCGCCGACGUCCGCGCGUCCGAUCAAAACACCAUAACGACGAGAUGACCCAAAACUCGAUUCGUUUUCUGCGGUUUACACAACAGUACAUCAAAUGUUAUUAAAACAGUGACGCCGUCGUUGGGUUAACAUCGAUUCGUGCGAAAUUCAAUGUUUCCUCCGUACACGUAGGUAUUUCACGCAUUCCUCCUCCGACUGGCAUUUUCGACGUUGUCCGCCAUCCGAUAUUUUCCGUUUUAAAUUAUCGUCUUUUUUUGCCGUUACACAUUUUACAGGCCCGCGUAAAAUACUCGCGGGUUUGUGAGACGUUUUCUGGUCGUCCUCCGUUUUUUUUUCUCCGUUGCCUAACCGUUAAAAAUUUACAAUCGUACGAGUUAAAAAUCGCACACGAUAUAUUGAUUACUUUUUUGCUGGCUUUCCGUACGCCGCGUACACGCAGUAGACGUUCAGACUAUAAUAUAAUGAUAAUAACUAAAUAGUGUUUAGAAUCAGAAAAAUGUAUAAAAUCCGGAUUUUCGCAGAACCUAAUCCGAAACCUAUCACGAAUCCGAAUUGAAUUCCGAUUUUUCCAAUAUGAUUAUUCGCGGUUAUAAUAAAACGAAUUUUAUUUUAUUUACCUUGCACGAUUUUAUAUUACAGCGCCCGAGUCCGCGUGACGUAUUGCAUUUAUCCGGAUUUUUCGAUAUUCUGCGGACGUUCGGUCGUAAAGCAAACGCCGUUUUAAAAGGGUCGCCGCAAUAACCGCAAUGAUAACAGACUUGUAGAAAUUGUAUCUGGUCAUUGUACACGGUCGUGUGUUCGACGUCGGUGUACGAUUUUGAAAAGCGAUAGAAAUAAAAAUAAAACCAAAAAAUACACUGUUUUUUUUUAAUCCCGUGUAUAUUGUUGUGUACCCGUAAAGCCGUUCCGUAUAGAUAAUAAUAAUUUAUUGUUUGUACAAAAGCAUAAAGUCGGUUUUGUUAUCUUUUUAAAACGGUUUUAUGUUUUCGUAUACGGCUUCCCGUGCGGUUGUUCGCCUGCGGCAGACGUCGAUAUAGGCUCCCGUUCGAGAAUGUGCAUUAUCAAAGUGUUAUUUGUUUCGCAGACGGCGGUGCCUACCCGACACCUCGUCAAGGUCGACGGGUAAUCGAUGCGAUUACGCGACAAAACAUAAUAUAACAUAAUGCCAGGGCCGUGAAUUGAAUGCGCUAAAAUACCAUAAGGGAUGCAAAUGCAGUUGUCUGCGAAAAACUGACGAAACGCGCGGUAAAUUUCAAUUUAAAAAUUUUAAUAUUCUCCAAAUAACAAUAUGUGAACACGUGAAGCAAUCGCGGUUUUUAAGAAUUAUAGAAAAAAAAAAAAAAAAAACCUCUUAAUUAUUUUUACGUUACUUAUCGUGAAUAUCGUUGAUACGAAUACCUGCAAUACAAUUAUAUAGUAUUCGACUUUUGCGCAAAAGUGGAUAACAAGCUGUAAUUAAAAAAAACUAAAAAUUAUUUGUUUUCACGCGGAACUAUCAUACGCCCGCAGUACGGGAUUAUCGUGACAUUUUCAUCAAAGCUAGACAAUUAUUUUUUUUAACAACAUAUUUAUCGCUGAUUCAGACCAAAAUGACCGGGGCCAAGAAAAUACAUGCAAAUGCGUUAAAUUCACAGUCCUAGCUAUAAUAUUAACAGCUGUUUCACACUGCGGUCUGUUUUGUAGAUUUGUUUUUUAUUUUUGAUCAAAUAUGGCAACGAUUCAUUUUUGGUGUUGUUUCGAUCGGUUUCUUUUUUUUUUUUUUUUUUUUUUUGGCCGCGAACGCCGUGAAUACAGAGGAAUCGGAGCCAGUGUCGGGCCCAAUGGAUUUCGGGGUCCGGUGCAGAAUUUUUAUUAACGAUCGAUAAAAACAGCUCGAUGAGGUUUGCUAUCGGAUCGUUAAUCUAUUAUACAAAUAUCUUUAUCGGUUCCGUAUAGUACACUAGUAUAUUAGUGUUGCGUAAAACGUUCAACGUAAAUUUAAUUAUUUGAUUACCCUGGUCGUAGUAAUGUGGUAUAUUCGAUAAAUGAUAUACCGGUCGUUAUUUGUUAUCAUCCUUUGGAAAUGAUGUAUUUAGAUACAUUAUUAAAUAACUAAAAAUAAAAAAAAAGACUAAUAAAAUGUACAACCACAGGAUAAAUUAAGCCAGUAACCAACGAGUAAGCAAGUAGCGGAUCCCGGGCGACGGGAAUAAAUAUGUAAGCGUAUUAUCAGUUAAAUAAAUAGUUAUGGGACUGUUUUUAUUACUUAUCGAAUCAAAAUCGGGCCUUUAACUUAUCGAUUCGAUGAGACGUUAUCUGUUGAACCGAUAAAAGAUAAAAGCCGUUAUUGCAACAGCCAAACACUUUAUCAAACCGAUUAUGUUGUUAUCGGUUCGAUAACUAGUAGUCGUUGGUCGUUUGUGCAAUCCGGCAAUACGUAUUUGCAUACUAUUGGAACAAUAUUAUUGAUUAUUUUUAGAUAAAGUGAUACGAGGAAUACAAAAUUUGCGAGGCCCCGCGCUUGUGCAGCCACACCGCUUGCCCUAGAGCCGGCGCUGAUCGGAGCCGGCUUGGAAAUUAUCGAGGCUCUGUGAUGUAGUACAUUGUGUGGUGUGGGGCCUCAAUCUGCUGAUUUUACUUUUUUUUUUUUUUUGCUUUUUGCCUUCUAAUGCCGAGCGUAGGUACAUUUUAAAAUUCGUUCAAUUCAUCUUUGUCCGUUAAUUUUUAUUUUUAUUUUUCUAAGUAAUUAUAUGAAACGAUGAGUUUUCGAUUGGGGCGCAACGCGGGACUCUGCGGUGCGAGUGCGCUGCUUGCACUGCCUUUAAAUCGACCGUUGCGGGAAUAAUAAUUAUAACUUUCUCGGUUUUUAUAUAAUUGUUUAUGAUAUUGUUUUAUUAUUACACUCAAACGACACUGCACGUGAACGCAUUAUUACAUCGUGUCAAACGAAGUGCGUAAGCAUUCAUUCUUCAAACGACAACGACGACGGCGGCGGUGCUCGCGGUUUUUAGACGUGUUGCCAAAGAGCCUGUAACGUAAUAAUAUUAUAAAUUCAACAUAAAAGUUUUUAUCGCCCGUGGAAAUUCAUGGGCGGUAAUGACCAUACACUUAUAUUACAUUCCUUUUACACGGCUCAACAAUAAAAACCAUCGAUUUCGAUACCGACUGGCAACUGGCAAUCGUUUGGACAAUUUGACCCGACCCUCGUAAAAUUAAAAUUAAAAAAAACCACAUGCUAAUUUUUUAUGAUUCGCACGCCUGCAAUUUUUAUCGUUACACGACCGUUGAUAUUAUCGCAAUAAAGACUCGAGGACGAAAACGAGGAAAAAAAAUUCUCUAAGAUUUAAUCGUCUCGCUCCCGCGCCAGACGAAUAUUUCAAACAUUUUGACGACCACAGGCGUUUCAAAGGGUAUAAUAAUAUGUGUAAGUAGGUAGUAAACGUACAUAACAACUUCUAGAGAAUAAUAUUCGUCUUGAGAUUAUUAUUAUUAUUUUUUCUCGUUUAUCACAGUACAAAUAAUAUCGUUUCACUGUUCGCUAUACACACCGACGACGGCAUUCUGUCAACAAUAAUUUAUCGAUCAAAUAUUAUUGCACCAACUGGCUAUACAAACGACGAUUAUACUUAGGCGCGUUCGACAUUAUCGUAAAUGCUCGGGGGAGCGCGAAGAAAACAUAAAAAAAAACUAAAAUAUUUAAAAAAAAAAAUUCUGUACCCUAUUAUUUGAAUUAAUAAUACAUAAAAUAUUAUUUUACGACGCUCGAACGAACACGCCUCGAAAAAAAAUGUAUAAAUAUAAUAUGAAAAACGAAAAUAACAAAAACCGUGAAACUUCCAUUGGCCUUUACCGCGGUACGAAUGUUUUUUCCCCGUCUCCGUCUAUUUUGUGUCCCGCACAAGCCGGUCGGCUUUCUCGCCUUUCAUCGCGCCGCCCUAAUAAAUUAUAAUAUUAUACCCAAAGUCGUUUCUUCGUCUACACGCCGCCACGUGUACGUGCGAAAGACCUUUUUACCCGGUCAAACGGUAAAUCAAAUCGUAUAAUAUCCUAUGAAAUUAUUGUAUCGACCUUAUCCCACCAUAUCCGGCAUAGUUAUUGUUUUCUUCUUAGAUAAUCGACCCCCAAGACCGUACCGCCAUUCUCGCCUCCGGUUAUCCUUACCAGAAAAGUAUGUCUUCCGUACGUUUCUCCUACAAUAAGUCUUCCGUAUUAUUACAUACGUCCUCCCAUUUCAUACGUGAUCGUCCAAUUGACCUUUUUUUCAGUAGGGUUUACAUCAAGCACUAUGAUAAUAGGUUUACGCCACGCAUACUCCGUUAUCGCUGUAACCUUUAUUUUUUUUUCUUAUCGUAACCAGUAUGUUCGGUUUUUGAAAGAGCGUGUUAAUUUUUCUUAUUCUCUACUUACCACUUGGCGUAUCUUUUAUUGGUCCGAAAAUCGUUCGCAUUUGUACAAUUGUUUAUUGAUAACUGUGCAAUCAUAUUGAUUAUGAUAAUAAUGUUUAAAAUGGAAUUUGAAGAAAACUUUUAGCGGUCAACAAAAAUAUUGCUAUGUAAAUAAACCCUUAAUAUAUAACCACAAUUAUUUUGACCUAUACAUUGUCUUCGUCUUCCGUCUUUAUACCUGACUCGUUAUCCGUUUUCCGGACCGUUUCGUCGUUUCGCCAUCUAUGAUAAAUAUUUUGAAUCAUUCUCUUUUUCCCAUUUCCCCUCCCGAAUCGUACGGUGAAAUAUGUAGAAGAUUUCCCAUGCACGUAAUUUACCUACAAACAUUUCCACGGCUUACCCGUGAUGUGUUUUUGAUCAGGAAAUCUUUGUAGUAAUUUGUUUUGUUUUGUCAUUUACCGUUUGCAGCAGACAAACCGUACUCCGGGCCUACCGACCAUCAGCAACCGUUCGGCCGGCAAUCCGCCGCCACCGUCGGCGACUCCAAGCCAGUGAACUUCGCCGCGGCGGCUGGCAGACGGAGCCACUACGCGGCCCAGCAACAGCAACCCUAUAACCAUCACCACCGACACCAAUCGUCCAACGACGGUCACGCCGCCACCGGGCAACAACACCACCAUCACACGGAAACUUCCACGGUCACGUUCAACGAAGGUCAGUAAAUCGAAGGAAAACAAAAUUAUAUUAAUACACACACAUAAUAUGUAUACCUGUAUAAUAAUAUUGUCGUCUAUAUUCGCGAUGGAAAACUGCACCCGAUUGCGGUGGCGAUUAUAACUCUGUAACGGGGGGGGGGGCAAAAUGUAGACGGUACAUUUUAAUAAUAUUUAAUUUGUAUGGAUCCCAAAUUUGGGUUUUAUCAACCGUCUAUAUGUAACCCAGUAGCUCCGUUACAAGUUCCGACUACAGCGCCUCUACAUUUGCUUUCUAUCGCGAAAUGAAUUCGCCGUGGUCGCUUGUGCACGUCGCACUUAGACCCGGUUACAUAAAAACCAUCUAUGCAAAUAUAUUACUGACGUCCGUAAAACUCAGGCGUCUGUAAAAUUGUAAUAACUGAUAUAAAACAUAAUAAUAUUAUUGUAAAUACUUCCCGAUAAAUAUUAAACCACCAAUCAAAUAUAAAUUAUAUUUCAUAACGCUGAUCAGUAAUGAUAAAACUGAUGAAACUAUGGCUCCUCGGCGCCUUCUUAUAGUAUCGAUAGCCUGACCAGAACUUGAAUAAUUUAAUCAUCAUCACUAGCUGACGAUGUUGAAAACAACGAACCCAUAGCGAUGCGCGAUUAUGCCAUUUACAAUUUAUAGUAGGUAUAAACAUUUAAAAAAACACCAUUGGAAAUUACGGUAAUAAAACACCGACAAAUUCAAUCGAAAAAUCGAUCUGUAAAAAAUUAUAGAUACAAAAUCGAACAUGAAAGUUGUACGUGUCCCAUUUGCGGUGAUUUACAAAUUCUGUAAACAGAGUGUUUAAAUCUUAACCUGACCCGACCGUCGAUGAUUUAAUUAUUUUACGGGAUAUACGUUUAUGUAUGGUCGGAAAAAAUUUUCUCCUUCUCCACAUUCUAUUUCACAUUGUCAUUUAGUAAAAAAUUGCUCCGUUUCCUGCGUCACCAUUUUCGAGAAAUUAAAUCAAAGACCUUCAAACUGAAAUUAUUUGUUUUUCGUUCUUAAUUUUUUUUUUUUUUUUUGGUUUAAAUAGCCGGUUAAUUUUCUUAUUUAAAAUAAAUAGAGAAACAAUUGAUAAAAUCAGUCUUCUAUAAGUUGUACUUAGCGUUCAAAAACAACUAUUCUUUUUCAUAAGCUCGGAUUUUCAAGAAAAUUGUGAAAAUCACGGCAUUUCAAAAUAUAUUUAACCGAACUUUACUCAGAAUCAUUUUUCGUUUGUAACAUAUAUUAGUAAUCUUUACGUUAUACUCUAUAUGACGUUUCCUAUCUUCCCAAUUUCUUAGCUGCAACAGUGGCACACCCAUUAACCAGUAUCAGCUCUUUUUCAAAAAUGUUUUUUAUUCGGGUACAUUAUUAUGAUUUAAUUCGCGUGACGAUAAUUAUUAAUGGUCCGAACGUUUUCGAGUGAGAGGUCACCGGGUUAGGUUAGGUCAGGGGUCCGGCUGCAGUGUCCAAAACGUUCGGAAACACCGCAGUAGGCCGGCAGGUCCGAGGCGAAGAGGAGCGGAGGUUAGAGUAUUUUUCAACCGGAAUGCGAAAUACGAAUGUUUUAUUUUUCCAAAACAUAUCGAGAUGUUCAAUCGAUAUUGCGCAAAAAUAACGAUACACAGAUAGCACUAUGGUAAUACCGUGUCGGAACGCGAUUACUCGUCGUCUGGUACCUACACAUAAUGGAAGGAAUACGUAGGCAAUAGUGACAAAUUACUUUUGUCCCCUCUUAUAAUAACAGUUAUAGUUUUGAUAGGUAUACGUUAUGAUCCCUCCCCUCUCCCCUUUACCAUAAAGUCAUGUUAUAAUGUAUGAUUGUUAUGGCGUGUGCGUUUUUCACUACAGCGUAUAAUGAUCACGCGGCGACUAACUGCCGUAUAAAUAGAAUAGAAACAAAAAAAAAAAACAACAAAUACAAAGCGAAACGUUUAAGGGGUUGCGUAUACAUUAGGGUAGCGAAUUAAAAUUUAUCGAUUCGAGAAUAUUCAAGAAUUCGCUUUCAAUAAUUGUAAAUAUUUAAAAGCCGACCCGUGCGUCGUCGUACCCCGUCGCGAGUUAUGGUGUACAUCGUGCAAUCCACGAAAUUCGUCCGAAAACACAGCGAAAAGUACCUGCUGUUCGAUGCGAUUCCAAAAAGUUUUUAUCCGCUAUGCGAACACAAUUAAUGACAAUGACAUUAUUUAUAAUAUAUAUAGAGGGUACGGCAAAUUGAUUUUCGAUUUACUCGAACGACAGAUUCCGGAUUAAAACGUGGCGUCUUCAUAUUCUCAGUGCAUACCGAAUAACCUAACCUAUACAUAUUAUUAGUUUUACUAAAUGGUUUUUAUUUUAUUUUUUUUUUUUUUGUCGGAAAAUACUUUUCGGUUAGUAAAAAUGGUCAGAUUUUCUCGCGCAGUGCUUCAAAAUGUAUGCGGAGACUUUCAUCCUACGGUACUUUAUCGGAACUUUUUUUUACAUUCCCGACAGCUUUUCAUUAUAAUAAUAAUAAUAAUAAAAAUAAAAACCACAGCAAAUGACGAUUUAUUAUAUCGGUUAUUAUUUUGCCGAUUUUCGGGUUACUGUAACUGUAACACUCGACUAAUACUACAUAACCUUAUCAAAUCUACUGCGUUUCUACAUUUUAUUUGGAGGGCGACCAUUAAAUAAACCGUUAUGUCAAUUACGCUACAGUUUCGAAUCGGUUUCUUUUAGUGGCCAUCUAAACGUAUUUAUAUAGUCUCGGUUUAUUGUGUUUUGCCGUGAAAUGGCUCAAUUCAAAUCGCUUGAUUCUUAUGAAAAUUGCAAACACUAAAUAUCAUUACCGCCUGGUCAAUUCUCAACACUCGAGAAAACUGUGUUUGGACGAUUUAUUGUUUUUAAAAAUGUAAAUCAAAUAGGUACCUAAUAAUUACUACAUAUGCAACGAUAAAUUAAAAAUUAUAAACGAAUAAAAAACGAUUCAUAGUGUAGCAUACGCAGAUGUUAGAAACUCCCUGUCUACCCGUGUUAAAUAAAUUGUCGAUCUUGAGAACAAACAAACGUAUAUAAUUGGGUUGUUUUGGACACAAAUGUAUAUCAUUGAUUCAGAUUUCCGAUCACAAGUGAAAUAAAUACCGAACAGAUGACCGAGUAAUAUUUAUAUUUUUUUAUAUUAUAGUAUUCUACGGUAUUGCCAGUAAGAUAACCGCUCUGUAAACAUAAUAAAAGGAGGUGAACUGAAGAAAAUGUCGAUAAAUGUCUCUUGUAAAAUAUUGCCAGAAAAAAAAACCGCAUCUUCUGGAGCAUACGGUAUAAACAAAUCGGACAAUUUGUACUGAUUAAAAAAAAAGUGUUUUCCCGAGAGAAAAACCACAUUAUUCUAAAGCUAUUAUAAUAAAGCUAUUUAUUUACUUUGUUACACUCAGUACUUAAAAAAAAAAAAAAUUGCAUUCAAAUGUAUUGUUUCGUUCGGUUUUAUAUGGGACGAGUUCGUACUCAGUAAACUAAGCCUUGCCCGUGCAUUGAAUGAAAAAAAAAAAAAAGAAAAAAAUUGACAAAUAAAACGUGUCUCUCCGUUUCCGCCCCCCGUGUCCAUCCACAGUUAACCAUUGUUACCGGAUAAUUCAUUUUUUUUUUUUUUAAAAAAAGGUGUAUUUCUUUGUCCAUGACCGCCAAAUUAACUAAGAAUAAUCAACAAACAUAAUUCGAUUUUCAUUAAAAUAAAAAAAAAAAAAGAGACCUCCUUUGUGGGCGAACCUUUAAGGGUUGCAUUUUGGAAAUUCGGCGGCUUCGAGGUGCACGUCACGGAACCGUUCAUCCGCUGUCGCGUUGAAAUUUGCCGAUGUCCGCGCGCGAUAGAUUCGGCUUUGGAUAAACAUACGCAUAACUGUAUUAAUACAGAUAUUACUGCAGAUGAUGAAUAUGAACGAUGAAUGCUAACCGACAGUGUAAUGUUACAGUGUACUUACGGAAAUAAAUUCUCGCCGAGUUGAAAAAACGAUACGAUUAGAUAAGACGCACAUUAUAUAAAGCUGUUUUUUUUUUUUUUAAACUAUGAAAAAAAACAAGAUCAUUAUAUUGCGUUGAUAAUGACAGUUAUUGUACACUGUAUAUACCUGCGGGUAUAAUAAUUUGUGCGCCAACGUGCGGCGUGGAUAUGUAAUAUUAUAAUAACGCUAAUGUAAUAAUUAUUAAGUCUUGUGUUUGCGCGAGAGUGGAUUGUACUUACUUGCGACGCAAAUAAAACGAUUAGUCCGCGUUUUUUAAUUUCCAGCCGGAUUAUUUGGAAACAAUUUUUUUAAAUUUAUUACGCCAGCAUAAUCAUAUUAUUAUUAUUGCCAGGCAAGGCCGCAGCUGGAUACAAAUAUCAUAUUAUACUGCGUAGUAUACCGAAUAAAUUUGACCCUACUAAUACUACAACGCUGUCGUUACUAUUGCCGUUAUGUUAAAUUAUUUUAUCGAUCAUACCAUCCAUAUUGCAAUUAUUCGUGUUACCAACCACACUUGACUUUCAUAACCAUACUCACGUCGUUGAUAUUUUAAUAUAAUGGUAAAGAAAAAAAAAUUUGUGUAAAAGUACCCGAUGUGCUGAAAACAUUUUGUACAGUUAAAAUAAAUCUAAAAGAAAAAAAACAAAAAUAAACAAACAGACAAACUUCGCACGAUGGGAGGGCCACCGUUGUAGGUGAACAGAUGGGAAGGUAGAGGGCAAAUUGAAUGUAUAUUUGUACGCCAAGAUUAAUCAUUGCUAACGAAAAACGAUUCUGAGCGGAGUCCGGUUCUGAAACUAAUAAAUUUCGUCUAUUUUCCCGUUUUUCCUAAGUUGUUUCCCAGUUUUUCCCAUUUAUUAUGAAAACUCUUGGGAAAAUUAAACAAUAACCUCCCUGAAGUACCACUCCGGUCAGAUUUCCUUUCAGAAAAAGUGCUAAAAGAUAAACAUCAUUGUAAAACCAAUUAUCAAUUAUCAUUGUAACACCAAGAAUCUAAAAAUUUGACCAGAUAAUUGAACAAAGUUCAAAUAAAAACCCGACCGGAAUUAAACUUUAGGUACCUACCUAGGUAAUAUUACAACUACGCGUAAUUAAUUAAUUUAACGAAUGAUGGAGAUCGUCGGGAUGAAUGUUUUCAAUUUCGAACAAUGUUAUGCAAGAACGCGUUGUUGUAAUUUUAAGAUUUGUUGAAAAAAAAAAAUGAGUACAUUAUACACAACAAGUUAGUUGGCUUGCCAGUAAGUUUGCUAAAGAACAUAUCAAUUGACGACGAGAUGCCUGGAUGUGUGUAUAUGUAAUUUACGUGGUCGAUUAAACCGUUUUCGUGAGAAUAUUGUUAACACCCGUUAAUUGUUGCGAAUGUCAGUAAUAACAAUACUGAAUUGUACAAGUAACGGUUUUGAAAAACAAUCAUCCACUCAAUUGCAUUUGCAAUUACUGUGAGCGAUGAACGCGAAUGGGAGUUAUUCAACCGUUCCGCGUCAGUACGAUUGUGUGUAUGGACACAAGUAUAAAGAGCUCGAAUGUUCCAUAAUAAUACGUCCCUAUUUUAUUAUCGAAAUAGGAAAUAAACAUAUUAAAGUAAAAUACACGAAAAGGUACGGUUAUUUGUGCGCGUGGGCGAUGGAAUGACGGGACAUUUGAACCUCCCCUCCUGAAAUAAAUAUUAGUUAUUACUUUUUACACGUCUAUGUUGAAAUAACGUUAAACCUAUAUUUAGCGUACAUUCUGAGAAUUGAUUUUAUUUCGCCCUUCCCUCCCUAAAAUUUCACCUGUGGACACAAUUUUGAUUGGACGACGGCGAAAGGAAAUUCUCGAGUUUUAUAACCCGUUCGGAUGAAAUGUCAAUACAUCGGUUAAUAUUUUAUCCGGCAAAUAUAAAAGAAAUCACAAGAAAUUGUAUUUUCGAACCCACGCGGUUCACCGUUUCACGAAAUAUAUCUUUGGUCCGAGGGAAAAAUGACUUAUGUAAAUGUUUGGAAAUGCAGUUUUUUUUUUUUUUAUAUAAUUUCGUCUAACGACGUAAUUUGUUUUCCUUUUAUAUUUUGCUCUAAAUUUCACGAGUGUCUGUAUUUUAAACAUUUAAUUUUGCUUGUAUAUUGAAAACUAUACAAAAUUGCUCUUCUUCCCCGGGACCACAGCGAUAUUAUUCUAACACAUAGUCGUGACCGCGUUCGUGGUCAUUAUUCUCGCGUAGGUGCAUCGGUAUUGGACAUCGAAAAUCUUUGCUAUUGAUUUUUUUUUUUUUUUUUAUGACACCAUUUGUUUUGUUUUUGAGUAGAAUAAAAAACGCUAUUGUAUAUACGUAAAUAAUUGACGUCCGCCAGGAAUCGGUUUCUGAACUCUACAACAAUUUAUUUUAAUAAAUUAUCGUUUUCGUAUUUAAAACAGUAUGCAAUGCAAGAGUGGGCCGAUAUUUUACUGUUAUAAACAGUUCGUUGCUUUUUUUCCCUUUAAAUGUUUUUAAUGUUUUUUUUUUUUUUUUUUUUGUUCUUCUAAAACUACGAAAAAUAUAAUAAUUAUCGUAAUUAUUGUUACAGUUUUCGGAUUUACUGUGUGCUUAAACGAACUAAAUGUUUUCUUAGCACUUAGCUAUAAUGGUUACAAACGAACUUCAACGCGAGAAUACAUGUCGUUUUGUAUUAGUCGUAAUUAUGAUACGCUUCAGCAAUAGAAUGUAAGUUAAACAACGUGCAUGUACAAUAAUAGUGAUCGUACCAAAACCAGGGGUUGUUAGAAAAUAUGGUAAACGGGCGGGAAAAAAAUGUUAUUUUUUUUCCAUUUCAAUCAAUAUUCAACGUCAACAUAUUUUAGUAAACAAUCGUAAUCUAUUGAGAACCAUGCAUAUGAUUAUUUUUUAGGAACCCCUAAUAAAAAUGUUUUGAAUCCGUAAAUAACGUGUUACGGCUUUAAACGAAAAAAACACCGCCCGUGAACAGCGUGUGGGCACUGUACUAAACUACUGCAACUAUACGAUUUCAAAAACCGAAAUGGACGGAAUUCGAGCAUAGAAAUAGCAGGGAUCGGCGUUGAGAGUUGAAAUCCCCGAAUGGCACAUCCUAAUAAAUAGUUAUAUUGAUACUAACGCCGUGCGUGUAUACGAGGAUCGCAUCGACUUUGGCUUCGUUCGGGACGCGCGCGCUUCUGCCGGGGCCGUUAAAAGCUAAAAAAAAAAAAAAAAAAACCUCAAUACAUUCCUCCAGUGCUCCAGUACGACGGCGUUCGAAUAUCAGACGGCACGUUCGUAUUGUCGCACACUCCCGAAAUCCGCGUGCGAGUACGGUUUCGAUGAGACUCCAACGGUUCCGGCGUACCUACACCUACUCUGAACAGUAGACGCAGAAUGGUACGAUCGUUACACACUGUAUGUAUGUAUACGGAUAGAAUCGCCAUCGUUUUAUACGAGCGCGGUCGAUAUCCGUUAUUAUUACUGUUGUUGUUUUGGCGAUUUUAAUAAUUUACACGGUUUCGCUCUUACAGAAUGUUAUACAAUAUCAUUUUUUUUUUCUCUCGUCGUACGCGGACAUUUUUAAGUAAUACAAGUGCACUUUAUUUAUAUAUAUAUAUGUGUGUGUGUGUGUAUUUAUAUAUCUAUAAAUAUACGAGCGGCGCGGGGCACUUUAGGACAAUGACCCAGUCGCUUAUCGAUUCCGCGGCGUUUCGCGAUGUUCGCGGACGCACGCCUACGGAAUGCGCACACGUGAUCGUUACGUUGUAUACAAGGGAUCCCGGUAAUGGCGGGGAAACAAUUAUAAAUGGAAAAUGGAAAAUCUAUCGACAACCGCCGGCGCGAUACUUUUUCGAACCAAUCGCGCGCCAGUCCUUGACAAACAGAAAAAGAAAAAUCGUGUAUUUGAAGUGUGAGAAAAAAAAAAUAAAUAAAUAAAAAAAAAUACUACAAACAUUGUGAUAGUCGGAAAAUGAGCGCGUCACGCGAACAAUUAACGAAACGACGAGGUUAUUCGUUUUUUUUUUUUUUUUCAAGACGUUAUAAUAAAUCAUCUUUCGCUAACAUUCUGUUAUAUACCCGCGUAUAACAAUAUAACGUACCCGUUAUUUAAAAACUAAGCAGUUAUUAAAACUAAUCGCCGCCCUUUACAUAUAACCGAGACUUAAAAUCGAGUCGCUAACGUCACACGCCCCGCUGCACGGAUAAGUAAACCGUUUGCUUUUCUUCUAAACGCACACCUACCCCGCGCAAGUUUCAUUUGGAAUGUUAAACGCUCGAUAAUAGAGUAUACCCGUACAAAAUUAAAUCGAAUGUUCGAAAAUUAACUGUUUACAUUUUGUUUAUAUCAAUAAACGCAAUAAUAUUUAUCUAGGAAACUCGCGGUAUACAUAUAGUAUAGUAUAUAAUUAUAUAGCAUGAUAAUCAAUAAGCGUAGGUAGAGAAAAAAAAAAAAAAAGGAAAGACUAAAUUUAACUUAACCGGCACAUGCGUAGACGGGAAGCGACGAAAUCGCUUACAAGCGUACGAUAAAGCGGACGAGAAGUGUGCAAAAAUAAACCGAUUUCGAUUUAUUUUUAUACAGUAGUUUUUUUUUUUCUACACGAUACAUAAAUAAUACAUAAUAUUAUAAUGUUUUACGGUAAUUACAAGAAAAAAAAAAAAAGUACAUUUAUCUAUCAAAAAUAUUCAACAUUUUAUUAAACUAGGCGUACAUUAAUACCAUGGUCAUCUACACCGUGUGAUAACCGUGAUUAAUAGUAAGUAGGUAUUAUGUCGUUAACCCACGGAAUUAUUAAAUAAGCAUUUUUUUUUGUUUCUUUAUUAUCUUAUCUCUCUCAACCUCCCCGCCCUUUUCUCUCGUUUAUCCGUAAAAUUACAGAAAAAAAACAAUUCCAAACUCUAUUCGAAACUAUUGAAACUAUUCCGUUUAGUAUAAAACGAAUACAAGCAGCGUUUAUUAUAAUAAAUUAUAAUACGAAACGACUGUAGCGCUAUCGAAAAACAGCAAGUAUCAAGUUUUGUGGGAACGGAUAACCGAAAUGGACGGAACUCGGUCGAUUUGAUCGAAGCAGCAAAACUCCUAUAGUUGGCCCGUAGAAGCUAAAACAAACACUGUAAACCGAAUAACGAAAAUUUAAAUUAAAACGAAAAAAAAAAAAAAACCAGAAAAACACCCAUUAAAAUAUUGCAUAUGCAUUACGCGCACUUAGGAAGUUAAGAGACGUACGACUGCAGAUUAGAUACGGAGUAUACAAUACAAGUGAAUUAUAAUAAUAUUAAUACGAAUUACCUACCCAUUGACGUUUCGAGCUUAUCGAAUUUCGUACGUUUUUAUUUUUGUAUAUUGAAAACUUAUUGAUUUUGUCAACAAAUCACAGUUUUAUUUUAUAUUAUAAUACGGAACCGUCGUCGUUGUGACGAUUUUCGUCCAUAAUCGAAUAUACCUACUCGUACGCAUCGUAAUAAUAUCGUCCCUAAAAUGGUAUAACUAGUUCACGCGUUAAGUGAUGUGUACCUACAGUAAACACUCUUCAAAAUUACAAUCCGAGCUUAAUGGGUUUAAACUGAAAAAAAAAUCCUAGUUAAAAUUUAGUAUAAUCUAUACGUAGGAGAACAAAAAAUACCUAUACUGCGAUACUUAAAAUUAUCAAUUAUUGCAAAAAUCACUUGAAGUAUUAAUUGUCUCGAGUUAUUUUACACUUUACGCGUCGGUCGUGUCACCGUCGGUGUUUAGUUGAGAAUAUAAAUCGGUCGGUAAACCGUCAGUGGUGUCAGCGACGCGUGUCACAUUCACGUGGGUAAAUGCCACGGGAACACAAGAGGGGCACAUUAAUAUUCAACGUUAAAAACAAAAAUAAAUAAAUACGAUUUGUGUCACUACACACUCAAUAAAGUGAAAACAGUAAAAAUACUGUUUAUUACUUGUUCUCAACCUGAUACCAUUGUUAUAAUUUCUGAUUAUGAUUAUAUUAAAACAUCAAGUUCUAUCAGCGUUUAUUUUGUAUGCAAUUUAAAUUUCAGUAAAAUCCGAUGGCCCUGAUUUGUAUACGAAUCAAUUAUUUCAAAAUAGAACAAUACGUUUUUAAAGGUUGAGUACAUAAAUCCAUACAUACUGUAACUAGAUAGGUAAUCGUUUAAAUAUUAUUUAGGACUGAAAUUUAGAGUGGCGUGUUUAGAACAACGCGUUAUGAGAGACGGAGGGCGGCAUUACGAUAGUUGUCCAAAGAAAGAGCUAUAGCUAUCGUCGAUGGCCUCGUCCGACGAAAUUUUAACGUUUAAACGACACCUUUGUCGUAGAAAAUAGUCGAAAAGCUACACACUGAUUAUACCUAACGCAUGACUGGGCACUGCCGCCUACAGCUCAUGCGAUAACAUACAAUUUAUAAUAAUCGAAUGGUCCAGUGCAACGACCCGGAAAAUCUAUAUUUUAUUAAAUUGUUCGGGAGAAGAUAAAAAAAACGUUUUGUAAUUAUCCGGGCGUAUGCGUGUGUUAUUUCUGAUGUUAUCGCUGCAAUUAUAUGGCAAUCGGACAUUUUCGAAUCUAUUACAUCGAAACCACGUGCAGCUUAUUUUUCUCAUUCCGAAAAUAAAAUCAAAACCAUUUUUGAAACUUGUCGAUUCACCUAGGUGUACCGUGUAAACUAUAAUUGUUAUUGGCUUGACCACGAGCUGUGUGACGCGAAACUCUUCGCGUUUCCCUUGCUCCGUAAAUACGCCACUGGUCGGUAGUUCGAUGGUAAUAUAAAAAAAAAAAAAAAACACCGUUUAUUAUUAUUGCGUCACGAGAAAAUUUUUACGGCGAUAAGCUUUUAAAUAUAAAAAAAAAAAAAAAAAGAACAGGACACUAUACUUGAUAAUUUUAUAUUAAUUGUAUUUAUUUUUUUUUCUUAUUUUCUCGUAUCUACAGAUGAAUACACAAAGAUCACUACGCCGAGGCAGGACGUGCUGUUCAAAAAGGGCUACUUGGGAAGGCGCAAACACGCCGCCGUGCCCGCGGCCAUCGCCGAAGUCCUGAACGAAAACGAAGGUCAGUAACAAACCGAUAUACAAUAAUAUAAUUACGUGAUUUCCGGGUCAAUGAUAAAAAUAUUGUAAUAAAAUAUUUUAUAGACGGUGUUCCUACUGAUACGAUCGUCAGCCCGUUGGACGAGCUAUGCGCACCGAACGAAUACUUCGUCGAUUCUUCCGGGAUAUACAUUCUAAACGGUAAAACUGUUAUGAAAUAAAAAAUGUUUGAAAUGGGGGGGAAAAAAAUGUGGCGUAAUUGAAUGCCUAUGUAUAUAUAGUUUAGAACUUAAUUAAUUUUGUUUGAACCGCAAACUGAACGUGUCCUCAAAGCAGAAACGCAUUUACAUUUUAGCGCCCGUUCAUAGUACCACAUUUAUUCUACAACCCACUGGAAUUUCGAGCUACAUAAACUUUACAUUUUGAACUGUACGCUUUGGACCCUAAAACACUUUGCUGAACGAGCAUAAUUUGUGAAAUGGGUUUGAUAUUUAAAUAAAAAAAAAAAAAAAAAAACACUUAGUUUACCACGCCUCAAAAGAUUAUGACGCCUCAUUGAAAUGUGGCGUCUAUGACCCAAUACCCCCAUGGACUUCCCUAAAAACGUCGCUUUUUCGUCUGUUUCUUCAUUUUUUCAGUGUUCAGUCACUAUAUCUAACUUCUUCAAUUGUAUGUUAAUCUCGCAUCAACAUUUUUAUGAUAUAAUAAGAUGUUUUUGGUCGUCUUCAGUCUUUUUUACUUCACUAUAAUUGUUAUUCUUCGUGUCUCAGAGCAUAUUCCGAUUCGUCUUGCUGGUUGAAUUUAUUUCGCACAGUAUUAUACACUAUUGUUUGUUUUUUGUUCUGUCCAACUCGCUCACAUCAUUCUUUUCCAGCGCUAUUCCUCGAACCUUUGAAUGAUUUUAUGUGCCACUAUUAUCGCCUAUGUAUACUUAUUGUUUUCUUUUUAGGAUUCUAAAUAUUCUCCCCUCCCAUAAACUGUUGUUUACAUUCCCACGAGACAAGGGUAGGCGAUCGUAGUAAAGUCGGAAUAUUCAAUACGAUUAUAUUCAAUUCAUUUUAAGUGAUGUUCCGUGUAUAAUAAAGAGGGAGAAAGACGUUAUUGGUUUUCCGACGUUUCGUCGCCAUGUUUAUUUAUUUUUGUGUCCGCGUUUGAUACGGCCGAGCUGGGAGCGUUUCCAAACCCGUGUCUAUUUUUCGGUAGCCAAUUUAAUCUAUUUUGUACACACGUGGAGCCCGGCGUUUUUCGAUUUUCCCUCUAUAUAUUAUGGUUUUCCUGAGUGUAUAACCCCCCCAGAAAACACCCCUAUCUAAAAGUAAUUUCAAGAUUGUAGAUAAUUUAGAGGAAGUCAUACUUCCUACGAAAAAAUAAUCAAGUGGUCGCGUAAAGAUAAUUUUAGCGGUCAUUUUUGGAAAAAAAUCAAAAUUUACCGAUUCGUAAAUAUUCAUAAUUAUUUUCAUAUACAUUUAAAAAUGGUACCGCGGGUUCUUAUCGUAUGAAAAGUGUUAUUAUUGUGUAACCGUGAAAAAUGUUCAAUUUUGUAAUGUUUGGUAUUAAAAAAAAACCAUCGUGCUCACCGAGUAUACUGAACGCCAUUUACUAAACGGUCACCUAACCUACAACCUAAUCAAACUUGAUCGUAAACGUAUUGACAUUUUAUCAUAAUAUUAUUAUUUUUCGCAUCCUCAGGCAGCGGAUACGAGGUGUACGACCCGUACACUGGUAACUUCACCGUAUUGAUGGGCCCACCACCUCCUUAUCCGCCAGGCCCGGGCCACCCUAUGCUGGCACCUAUAUCGUACCAACCGAUGCCUUUGCAGCCCUUGGACUGGUACAGUCCGGUUAACGAGCAUUGGAUGUCCGGCGCCACUGCGUACCAACCCAACGGCAGCAGAUAUCACCACAAGAAGUCCAUAACCGCGGCAACCGACCAUCAACAAGUAAGCAGAUGUCUUAAAAAGUCCUGUAAUGGUUAAUAGAUCGCAUUACACAAUAACGCGAUUUAUCGACAUGUGGUUUGUAUGGUCAAAAACUUAACCUCUAAAACACGUAUAAAACCCGUAUAAAUAACGGAUCGAUGCAUUUCGAACGUUUACUUUUUCAAAAUCGUCAAUAUUACAAUCUAAAUCCGUUACAGAACUGCAACAGCACCGUUCAGAACUCAGAAACGGGUGCAAACGGCGCCCAGGAUUCGUGCGUGGGUGGCGAUCAGCAACAAAACAAUUUGUAUCAGUCACCGUUCGUGUACCCCGCCGGAUAUAUUUUUGGAGCACCGAUGUACAACAAUUAUAACGGUAAGGUAUUACAAUAUUAUUUUAAUCGAAACCGACGGUUUUUAUUAUCGAAAUAAAACUAAUUUAUUGCUGCGGCUGUUUUUUGUUUUUAGUUUUCAUUUAGAAUUUUAUCGAAAACUUCGUACUUUUUGUACAGCAAUUCGGCAUAUUUUACAAAAAAAACAAGUCGUUUAUUUGUUUUUAAUAUAACGUUCCUCGUAUUUCGCUAAACAUAAUGGCUGAAACCCAAAGAAAAAAAACAAAGUUGUUUAUGUACGUUAGAGGUCUGAAAUGUUCACGAUACAUUGUAGGUUUUUUUUUUUUUUUUUUACGACGUAUGCUUUCAGGUAAAAAAAAAAAUAGAAAAAGGCAAUUUUAGGUUAAGUUUCAGUAUGAAUUUCACAUGUUGUUGCUAGAAGACAUUUCUUAGAAUUCGAAUACGCCUACGGACCUCUAUCCCAUAUACAUCAAAGGGGGCUACAAUUUCGCGCACGCGUGAUGGCGUUAUAAUAGUAUGAAAAAUACGCCUUUUCGGGAGUCCCGAAUAGUCGAAGAGACCCGGAAUUUUCGCGGAACACAGAAGCGUUUUAAACACGCGGUGAAACGUUCGAAAACUCCGGCGAUUGUUUAACUGUACAUUAUUCGUUUGGAACAUUCGAGUUUGGUUUUUCAAUUUCGAUUUCGCCUCGGCUACGGCGCGGAAGGAACACGGUAUCGACACGGUCCGAGAGAACGAAAAUAAACCGCAUCGGAAACAACGCGCGCGGUCACGUCCGGAUUAACUACGGGCGUUAUGCGUAUGCAAUGGUCGCCUGCGCGCGCGAGCCGAUUCAACGGCUUCCGGCGGGCGCUGAACGCCUAUUUUCCGCCCCGUUAUCCCGGGCCGGAGCGCCGCGGCCGUUUCUUCGGACCGUCGGCGGACUGUCGACGCCGUCUGCACGGUCCGCGGCGUUGUAAUGGUGGCGGGGGGGGGGGGGGAGGGCGACUUCGACUUUCCGGGUCUUAAACCGCGAACCAACGGCACCGGCCGGCGCGUGGCGACGAGCGUGCGGUGUUCGCGACCGCACGGUCGUAGCGCGCGAUGAUAAUCCGAUUGUCGACGAUUCACCGUACAAAACCGAUCGAUAAAGAGAUCGGAAAGGAAAAAAAAAAAAAAAAUAUAUAUAGACGACGCGACCCGAUUGUUACGCGUGCCUCGCGUAACACCGCCGCUGCAACGGCCCGUUUCGAUUGCGUACACCGCGGAUUGAAAUAUCGUACGCGUAUUGCGUGUACACGCGCGUCGAGCGCGGGCCGUUGCCAAACGCAUUCCGCCGCGGGCGUACGUCUAAUUCGACUUGUUGGCUUCGACAGCGGCCGUCUCUCAACGCCGCAUUAUUUCGGUACCACCCCCCUCCCGCCCCUACCCCGUCUCCGCCGCGACGACGCCCCAGCGAACGGGGCGGUCACGGCCCGCGCCGGUGAUAACAAAUCCGAUCCGGGCGCGGGGGGACCGUUUUUUUUUUUUUGCUUUUGGUCCCAUUCGUUUUUUGCUGACCGGCGUUCACACGGUUCGGGGCGGAAGAUUGGCCGAGUUUCGGGAGGUUUAAGUCUCCUCGGCGCUCUGUAACGUAUUUCGUUCCCGCGCGUUCGGCCACACCCGCGUACAUGUGAUUACACCGCGCUACGCGAGUUUGCCUGGUAUGCGAUAAUACGAAGCGGAAUUAUAUAAUAUAUCGGUCGGUUUGCCGUGGUAUUAUCGUUAAUUCGAUAUCACUUGGUGAUGGCGCACAAAUUAUAGUAAUGAAGCGUUGUGAUCUAUGCCGUCACGAUUUUUUUUUCACUCUCGCGCAGACGAGAUACUACGCCGUCUAUAACGUCAUAUAAUUAUUAUAGAAUUUGCGUUAUCUACUGCACUGAUGAUGACAGUCGAUAGUGGGAAAACGCUAUAAAAUCGCACCGCCAAAACACCCCAUGCGUACAUGGCGAUUAAAAAAAAAAACGAACAAAUUUUAAUCCAGCAAUAGUUUUCAAUAAAGAUUUCGAAUACAAUUGAUUUUAAUUUCGUUCGGUCAUUAUGUAAAAUCUUCGCUGAACGGUAUUAUUUACACGGUUUCACGAUUACGUUCCGAAUAUCAUAAAAAUAUUAGGAUUAACGAUUUUCGGGGAAAAAAAAAAACCAGAUUCGAAAAGAGAAUGUUUUUAAAAAUUAUAAUAAUUUAAAAAUUACGGAAAUUACGGAAUUUAUUAUCAAUCUUUUAAUACAAAUUUUCAAUCGGUGUAUAACUCGUCAUAAACGUUAUAUUAUCCACGUUAUUGGUGUUAGGCACAUCAAAAUGUUGAGAUAAAUAUUGUCUAGUCUGUAUUUAAAAAUGGGGAGCCGGGGGGGGGGGGUUGGUUAUUAUUUGAAAAUUAAAACUUCAACAAUUCCGUAAUGAUUGAAAAAAAAAAAAUCUGAAAUCAAAUUUAUCCGAGAAAAUCGGUAGAGUGAAAAAAAAAAUCGCUCCGUAUAUAAAGGGUACAUGGAAGAAACCACGAAAGUAAUUUUUUUUUUUCAAUGAUGUUUUUAAUUUCAAAACGUAACAAUUAUUUUUUUUUUACGAAGUAAACAUUUCGGAAUAAACUAAACGUUAAACUUGGAAAUGUAUAGUAACCGCAACACAAUAAUGUCAUAUUAUGUUAUUAACCAUGGCUAUGCAGCCGCGUAUUGCGUAUUAACCCAACACUUGUCUGGUAUCAGUUGACUUAUCUGCGUUCAUUUUCCCGCAUGCCUAAACUUUUGGCGCCCAUUACUUUCGACUACUCUGGUUUUUUCUCGUCGGUUCGAACGCGCAAGUCUUUAUCGUUCCACACCAAUACAAAUCGUUUGAUACCGUCAUACCGAUAUCGCCGUUUUGUAAAAAAAAAAAAUGACUUUUCUGGUUUUUCUUCCUCGUAUACCCUUCAUAAUAUCAACGAUGAUAAGGUCUUUCUCGUUGUUUACCGUUUUAAAACGUUCGCCGUGUGCGGACAAUCGUUUCGUCACAAGUCGGCCCCCUCGGUAAAUAGGUAUAGUAAUAUUUAUUCGAAUGUCAGAUAAAAUUAAGACGGUAUAUAUAUAUAUAUAGAUAUUCUUUUUUUUACUCACAGUAUCCUUAUUGUUCUUUUUUUUUUUUUACAUUCCUUGUCACGUCGUGGAACCCGGCCAAGAGGCGUACGCAUGCAUACGUAUUCAAUUACUAUUUUCGUAACACCUCUACCGGUGCAAGUCGUCCUGUGCAUCGCGUUUACAAGCAUUGCCAUUACGCAAUAUUUGUAAAGAUUUUCCUCUCCGCUCGGCACUUUAGUUUCUUUUGGUUUCCAUUCUGUUCGCCAGCUUAUAAUAACAAAUCACACGAACUGUGUACUUUGUUUCGAUUUGCGAUUUAUACAAUAACCGUCAGCGGCGCAAUCAGAAUUCGAUUUUCUCCGAGGUAGACACAAUGAAUUUCAAACACACUUCCGGACGGAUUUUCGGGAUAACAAUUAUGAAGCGCAUAACGCGCGUGUAUACGCGUAGUACAAGAAAAUGUCGAUAAUCGCUAUACGAAACUAUGCAACUUUAUUCGCAAUUCAUAAAAUUCGUGAAAAAUCUCAAAUUCCGGGGUGGGGCGAUGGGGGUAGGGGGAGUUUUUAAUUCCCUGGUUAUGCCACUGUUAAUCGCUACAGCGUACGUACAUUUAUAUUGUUUAAUAGUCGAGCAUAGAUUUUUUUUUUUUAGACGGUUGAAAACGGCCUUUGGUGUCUAUUGGGUCAUGAAUACCGGGGACCUGUCGUCUCUCGUUUUAUCGCACUUAAAAACAGUGUUUUAAACCGCUAGAUCGAAAUUCGUUCGUAACAUAAUAAUUUUCGAUUUUCGAUGUUACAGGCGCCAACGUACAAGUUCCACAGCUACCGUCUCCUCCGUCGCCUUCGAUUAGCUGCAGCGAUUACGCCAACGGGAAGCGACGCAAGAAAAAAAAGCGUAGAAAGCGAGGAGGCGUAAGUAUUGCUUUAUAAUACAUAUAGACUAUACAGGUAGAUAAAACCGAGCAUGGGAUACUAGUAAGAAAACUAGAAAUAAUAAUAAGCGGACUUCAUUUCGGUAAUGGUAUUUCCUCACGCCGUCGUCGUGUCGUUUCGCGCAAUAUUUCUCCGAUGAAAACAAAAAAUGCAUUAACCGUACUGUUCAAAGGGAUUAUAACAUUGUGAAAAUAUGUAUACCUUUAAACGGCAUGCCGAUCGGAAAAUACGCACGUGUACAUAACUUACAAAUGACAUUUCGAAAGGAGAAGAAGAAAAAAAAAGGAAUCGGUUACUCUCUGGCAAACGCCCACCGCAUUACUCUACUCUCCCCGACGUUUAUGGGAUACCAAGAGAAUUAAAAGCCGAAAUUCAAAGGUCAAUAAUGUAGUUUAAAAAUAAAACUUCUAACACGCCCCGAGAAUAUACGUAUAUAUAUAUAUACGUAUCGCAGAAUUCGAUAUCGAAUAACAAUUAUUUAUACAUUUAAAAUAUCGCAAUGGAAUAUUUAAAUGUGUUUUACGUACGCAAUCGCGGCCGUUUAAUAAAUAUUAUAUAGCUAGACAAUUAUUUUAUUAUUAUUAUUCUGUUUUGCAAUUACAAAUUACUUUUAAUUGCGAGCGUACCCACGUGAAAUCAAAUUAAUUAUUUUUAAAUAGCCGCGAAACUAAUAAUAAUGAAUAAAAUCGGAGAAAUACUCUGCAGGCGUCUGCACGAGCUAACAAUAAUACCCUCAGAAUCGUUUCCGCCGCCGCGGCCACCGUCUCUCCCGUGACUCCCCCGGUAUUGAUCGGUUCACCUCGGAGUCUCUUCCGGAUCCGAUCCCCACUCCAAAUAGGAUACACAAGGCUACUUAACUUAUAUCUGUAAUCAACGAUCAACCAUUGCCAACGAAGUACGAUUCCGAGCGAAGUUUAGUUAUAGUCACGUUUCGAAAUUUCGUAAUAUUUAUAAUUUCCAUUGAAUUCCAUUCGAUUUUACAACGAUUUUAAAAAUAAACUCCUAUUUUACGCUCAACUGUAUCCCUAAGUAUGACUUAUAAUGAACCUCGUGUUAAAUUUUCAAGUAUUACUGCCUGGUCAAACAGAUGUUUUAUGCAUUACAUGGUACCCACUAAAGAACAACUUCGUAAAAAAAAAAAAAGCUAGAAAAUAUAAAAUGCCUAAAAAUAGCUGAAAAAUAGUUUCGGAAUGUAUUGAAAACUCGACCACGUCUAGAAAAUGCCAAUAUAAUGCCAUAAAAUGUCAAGUCCAUACGAUUACUUUAUACUGAUUUACUCUAACGAAAUCAUUAUUACCUUAAACUUUACUAGUUACUCAAAACGUUAUUUAAUAAAAACUACACUCAAGUAAAAAAAAAACCGACUCUCUAACUCGCCAACUAGAUUCGAAUUGUUAAAAAAAAAAUGCCAUUUUUCGAUUGAAGCGGGUUUUCCGGUCGAAAAGUUAUCUACAGAUGGAAAAAAAAAACCCCCUUAGGUCCUAGAUAGUAAAACCGAAAAUAGAUCCCUUACGUCGUUACGCUCCGAAUCUAAUGUAUGUUAAUCGUUACAGGUAAACGACGAAUAUUCAGACUCGAGUUCGGAAGAACAAAAGAGCCAAUCGGGCGCGAGCAGCGAUCACGUCAUAGACUCCGAAAAGACUUCCGAUUCCGGCGUGCUGACCAACAACAGCGGCGGUUCGACACCCGUGAACGUCAUACCCGUCCAGCUUUCCCACAGCGCGCCGCCGUUCCACAUGGAAUGCGCGCAGCCGUUCGAGAUCCUGCACGGGACGCCGUUCCUGGUGCACCCCCAUCAUCCGGACCACCAAAUGGCCGCGUACUACCAGCCGAUACCGCAGUACCAUCAUCACAGCGUUGUCGCCGCGGACCACCAACUGCAGCAGCAGGCCGCGAUCGGUUACCAGGUCAUACCCGAAGAACAGUCGCCGGCCGACGAGGUGACAGACGCACGUCAACAGGACGAUGCCGAACCGGCCGCCGCUUCCUAUUCGGCGGAGAACUCGGACUCGGGCAUUAGCUCGCCGAACAGCGAAGUGAUGGUCAAAGGGGGUCACCAGCCGGACGGUAAACUGCACGAAAAGCCACAGGCCGCCAACGGCGCCGGCGUCGCGUCCGGACAGGCGGCUGGUGCGACCGCGUCGGCCCCGACGACCGCGGGCGCCACCAAGAAGAGCAGGAACAAGAAGAGCAAACAGCGGGAAAAAGCGGCGGCCGCGGCCGAGUCGGCGACCGUCAAAGCGAAAACCGCGGCCGGCAAAGACUCGUUGCAAAAGAACCACCACCACCACCACCACCACCACCACGAGCAGGGUAGUAAGAAAUCGUCAAAGAUCGCCAAAGAGCCGGCCAUCAUUAAAAAACUGAACGCCGCCAAAAAGGGUAAAAACCACUCGUGCAAACAAGAAUCGGAAAAGUCGGACGCGACCAAACUGGCCAGGGAAUGUCAACCGACAGCGCUCGAGGCUGACGACGACGACGACGACGACGACGACGAGGUGACGCGGGAAGAGAUCGUCCAUAACGGCCUGUCGAUAAACCCGGACGCCGGGGACUGGAUACAGGAAGAGGUGUUCUGUUCGCUGGAGUGCACGCCCCGGUCCACCACUACGGAUCACGUGCAGUUCAAGUUCACUAAAACGCAGUCGGUCGAUUCGUGCGAGUCCGUGGAGGAGGAGACGUUCGUGACGGCCGUGAACACCGGCAAUUCCGACACGGAGAACGAGAUCCGGCAAGACGAACCGCCGGCGCCGCUGCCGCAGACGCCGCAGUCGUCGUCCGGGGAGUCGGCCGAUCCGGGGUCGUCGCCCGGGGUGACGGCCAGGGCGGUCCAUCAUUCCGCGCCGCCGCCGGGACCCAUCACCGAGGCGGUGACCAAGUGGCUCAACGACCAGGGGGGCCUGAUGCUGGCGCCCUGUCUGGACGACGACGACGACGACGACGACGGCGGCGGGGGCAGCGACGGCGUCGACGACGGUGACGACGACGGCGACGACUACGCGCGAUCCGGUAUCGGCGACAACGACAACAGCGGCGACGGCGACGACGACGAGGACGGAGACAGCGAGUACGACGAUUUCGACGAACACCCGAGCAGUCCAAAAAACGCGCGAGGCAACCCUUACCCUGCACUAUCUCUUAGCGGUGGCGACGGGUCAAGGGUUGCUGGUGCUCAAUCGUCUGGCGACCAACGCAAAGGCGGAAUAAUAUCCAGUGGCAUAUGCUGUUUAACGCAAUAGUUUAUUAUAUUAUUGUACGCACGUACUGCGAACCGUUUGUACGCAACGUAACAAUAUAAUAAGCGCGCGUUUAAACGGGACAUACGCAAUAUAUUAUAACAUAAAACAAUAACAAUAACGAUAAUAUAUUAUUGCGAUUGUUUGAGAUCGAACCUGUACGGGAGAAAAAAAAAACAGAAAAAAAAAAAUAAUACUAUAGGUAAUAAAUACGGUAUAAGGCUGCAGGGCUACUCACGGGGCACGAAAUAAUUCGCUUACGAAAGUCGACUAGACGCCUUUGGUUAUUAUUAUUAUUUUUUUUAUUUUUUUUUUUCCCGUACAGUUCCUCGGGCGUAAUGAUAUUUUACAAGCGCAUUACACGCCUGCGUAUAAUGUUGUUGUUUCGAUAAUCGACGUACAAUUUAAAAAUCACUCUCUCGUCUUUGGAUAUUUUUAUUAUUAUUUUAUUUUAUUUUAUUUUUUUUUUUUUUUCAAAUAUAUUUCACAUAAUAUUAUUAUAUUAUAUUCUAUAUGUUAAGUUUUGACGCUAUAAAAAAAAGAAAAAUUUGCAUUUACAAAAAUCGUUAUAAUCAUCGUUUUUUUUUUUUUUUUUUUU
Molecule: messenger RNA, 63722 nt
Organism: Cinara cedri
Lineage: Eukaryota; Metazoa; Arthropoda; Insecta; Hemiptera; Aphididae
Source: the annotation of a GenBank genome assembly